GUGAAGAGUGAUUCUCCACCCAGUCACCGCGUGAUCUCGCGACUCCCUAUUGGCCGGAAGAGCGGCCUGUCAGGGAUUGUUUUCUUGCCGUCAGGUUAGAUUGUGGCAGCUCCGGGCUUGAGGGAGCGGAAACCCCCGGACACACAGAGCUAAGCUGGGAGGGGAAGAGUGUGGUGUCCGCCCCCUCCCACCUCCUGCACCUUCGGCCGGAUGCUCGGUAGCCUGUGAUCAAGCUCGGAGCUGGGGUAGAGAGCGAGUGUCUCCCCCCCGGGUGGGAGAGGCCCCCGGUGCGGGCCGCAGUGCCGGGGGGAAGGGAUGACUCUGAACUCCAUGAUGGCCUGCUGCCUGAGUGAGGAGGUGAAGGAGUCCAAGAGGAUCAACGCUGAGAUCGAGAAGCAACUCAAGAGGGACAAGAGAGACUCCCGCCGGGAGCUGAAACUGCUGCUGCUAGGUACGGAGUGCCAUAGGCGGCCAGGCAUGGUGGCGAUAAAGUGGGGUGGAAGGAGGGGGAGAGAAAUGACCAGAGUAGGUGGUGCUAUCCAGGUAAAGUGAUUCACUAAAGAGUUAAAAUGUCAGCAUGAUCAGGGCCUGGCUGUGACAGUGGGACGGGAUACCUGGGGAGCUCAGGGUCUGCUUGCAGAAUUGUGUGAAGCUAAAGAUAUGAUCGAGUGAAGGCUUGGCUGGCAUACUCAAUCAUAAGAUUAAAGGGGGUGCGGGCUGGAAUAGUUAGGUGUGAGAAUGCAAUGGUGGCUAACCCUUCUGUAACUAGACUUCCGAUGAUGCUCACCCAGGCUGGCUGUGCAUUGUGGAGAAACAUCUGAUGUCUUAAUUUGCAAUCACUGCUGAAGAAGGUUUAACCCCAAAGUGACAUUUCCAAAGAUGUCUAAACACCUGUACAGAAAUUCACAGGUUUAUGGCUAGUUCUGCUUGAUGUAUAUCGUCAGGAAUAUAUCCCAGGGUUUUCUUUACGAAGUUUGUGUGUAUACACACACACACACACUACAGUCCUGCACAAACCAGUUCGUAAUGCUUGCCAAGGUGCAGUAUGUAGCCUCAGCAAUAUAGGGAAAUACAAAGGAGAGCACUCACUGGACUUUAAAGGACCACUAUAGUGCCAGGAAAACAUACUCGGGGUUAAUCCCUUACCUUUUCCCUCUGCCGGGCUCCCUUGGCGCUGGGACUCUCCUCCUUCUUCCGUCAUCGGCUGCAUGCGCGGCAAGAGCCGCGCCCGCGCAUUCAGCCAGCCUCAUAUGAAAGCAUUCUCACUGAAAAUCACAGUGAGAAGCGCGGAAACGCCUCUAGCGGCUGAAAAAUGAGAGCCACUAGAGGCUGGAUUAACCGAUAGGUAAACAUAGCAGUUUCUCUGAAACUAUGUUUACAGCAAAAUGGGUUAAACCUAGCUGGACCUGGCACCCAGACCACUUCAUUAAGCUGAAGUGUUCUGGCCGCCUAUUAUGGUCCUUUAAAUCACCUUCCAUCUUUAUUCACAGUACGACGUUUUAGUCUCUCCAGACUUUCAUCCUGAUGAAAGUCUGGAGAGACUGAAACAUAGAUGUCACAUAACUAUUGUGAAUAAAGAUGGAUGGUAAUAGAAGAUUGAAAGUCCAAUGAGUGCGCUCGCUCACUCUGUGUUUGUGUGUGUGUGUGUGUGUGUGUGUGUGUGUGUGUAUAUAUAUAUAUAUAUAUAUAUAUUGAUUUAUUUAUUGGUGCUAACACACCAUGCAUUAAAAACUAAAUUUGUGAGUGUAGGUCACCACACUUGCCUGAGAUUAUUGAGAGAACGCUCUUAUCUGCAUCUGCCACCAUUAACUCAGUCUCCCAUUAAUGACAUUACCUUACUCGAAACCUGAAUUAUUAUUUUAAAUAAAUGUUACUUAACGGUGAAGUGUAUAUUAAUGGAAAUUUAUGCCAUCUCAGGGUUUGGGAAACAUUCAGAAACCAAGUGACCUUCAGUUUCCAGAACAAUCAGUGAUAUUAUUUUUCAUUUCAAUAAUACACACUUUACUGUUCCGUGUUUUAUUGGCACAUUAAAGGUUGCAUUUCUUUGAGAAAAGGGGUGUGGUACAGUUGAUGCAGUUAUGCCAUGUACCGUAUAAAUAGCAACAAUGGCACUCUCUUGACCCCUUUAGAAACAGUUGCUACAUUAUGUCAUCAAAAUCUUGACUAUGUAUAUUCAUGCCAAAAUGAAAUGGUCAUCUAUUUUGUUUUGGCUGCUCUAUACUGCCCAAAAGUAAGUAGUUAGGUGGGUCAUUAAAAUAUAGAAUAUGAUGAUGGAUUAUGAUGGCAUAGAUCAUUAUACAUUUUUUUAUUUAUUUGUAGAACAUCAACAUAUUCCCAGGACAUGCUUGAAAACAAGAGUAAUCUCAAUGUAUCCAUCCUAUUAAAAUAUUUUAUAAAUAAGUAUUCAACAGUGCAUUCAAGUAAUAAAAAAAAGUUAUACAAACAGAAACAAGAGUGCCUUUUUCAAACUGACUUGCAAUAAGGUCUCUCUAUGUUCAAGGACAUGCGGAUUAAAAGUAAAGUGGUAUGUGAGCGUUAUAUGUCUUAGUUAGCAAGUUUAAUUCCAAGAUUGCUAAUAUUUGGCACCCAAUUUUUAAGCUCAUGCUCAAUUGUUACACUUUUUUGUUAAACUCAAAAGGAUUCCUAGUUCACAGUGACAAAGGUCAGCCACUAUCAGUUGUCUGUACAGGCCUUGACAGAUUUCCAUAGAAUACACACCUGCUUAGAAGUAUAUUUAUAAAUACACACAUAACUAGCCUCUUGCUUACUUGGAUAUAAAGUCACACAUAAUUAACACAACAAGAUGUGCGCAUACAUGCAUUUUCAAUUGAACAGGAAACACAGCAGGUAACACUAUGCAUAUCUUAGUUGAUAAGGCCCAUUUUUAUUUGAAGAGCACAUGAAAGACAAAUGUUUUGGGACCACUGUCAUUUUCAAAUAAUUACUUCCCUGCUGCUCAUUUAUAUCAGCAGUGAGAAGACUGUGAGAUGCUGUAUGAGACAAAGUUCUAAAAGGAGUGCCUUCAGCAGGCACGAUACAUUUUUUUUUUUUUUUUUUUAAUGAUGGCUCUGCAUUUUAGCAUAAUGUCUCCGACUUGUUUAUACAAAGAAUCCAUAUUUAAUCAAGCAAAUUGUUUAGCUUUCGUUUGUCUCCUAAAUUGGGUCCCCACAGAACUCUGAAGCUUCUUGUUGGUCUGUUGACAUGCUUCUGGCUUCUGCAGAGCUGUGGAAGCUAAUACUGGUGCCAUUCCCUGGCAGAGCAUUUGCUGACCACUCUCACUAGCAAUUCCAGUACUCUAGUUCCAACUUCGCAUGUGCUGCCUUUUCUGUGAAAUGUACCAUAACCACUUCAAAUUACGGAACUGGUCAAGGUGCUUGGAGAAACCCUUUAAAGGUGUAAACUUAGCACACAUACCACAUUAUUUUAAUUAAGUGGCUUUGUUACUUUUAAAACACACUUUAAGUGCCUGUAAUAUUGUCAGCCACCAGAAGCACUUUCAUGAACUGCUUUAGAUGUUUGAUGCUUUAACUUUCUAUGUUUUCUUGCACAGCAUGACACACAACUGUCUUCCAAAGAAAAGCAUUGGAUUUGGUCCUUCUUUUUUUCCACCCCUUUAUUUUAUUUGCAGUUAAAGGGCACUAUAGUCGCCAAAACAACUUUAGCUUAAUUAAGCUGUUUUGUUAGGUUUGGUGCACGUUAGCAGCUAAAUCACUUUACAGCCCUAGUCACACUUACCUACAAGUAACUGCACAGUCUUCCUAAACACUUCCUGUAGAGAUUUAAUGUUUACACUUAAUUUCUUGCAAAUUUUGUUAAUGUUAACCCAAACAUUUAAAUUAACAAAACUAUUCUAAAAUAAUAUUCUAAAAUAGUAUUCAGUAUUUUCCUGUUAGAAGGGUCCAUUUAGUGGAGCUCAGUGAUUACUGCAUGCACCAUAGGUCCUCAGUGCAUUUCUGUAAGAAGCAUUGGAUUGAACUGAACACGUUGUUUCUAUAAGUACAUGUUUUAAGCUACGCAGCCCAGGUUUUCUGAUAUCUGUAUUUCUGAUAUCAGGUGAUUAGUAGAGCUAUUGUUCAGAAUGCAUCUUUUAUAGUGUCAGAAUGGAGUUGAGUAGCUUACAUUUAUGUUUUUCCCCACUCCCAUUACACAAUCAGCCUUGAGCUUUGCCCAUAUUAGAAGGUAUUUUGGCCAAUCACAAGUCUUUCAUUUUGGUCUGUGGAGUGUGAACUGUUCUCAAACAGAACUGUGAUUGUUAAAGUACACAAGACAUUAGCUGCUUAAAGAGACACUAUAGUCACCAAAACAACUUUACUUUAAAGGGACUCUCCAGUGCCAGGAAACAAACCGUUUUCCUGGCACUGCAGGUCCCCUCUCCCUCCCACCCCUCAUCCCAUGUUGCUUAAGGGGUUAAAAAAGGGGUUAAAAAAUGUCCCUCGGUGCUGGUUCACGGUCCGCCCACGCUCCUCCCCCACCGUCAUCUGGCGGGGAGACCUAUUGAGCAUGCGCGGCCGCCGGCAGGGGAGACCUAAUGCGUGGCAAUGCCGCACACGCGUGUUAGACCUCCCCAUAGGAAAGCAUUAAAAAAUGCUUUCAAUGCUUUUCUAUGGGAAUUUCAGUGACGCUGGAGGUCCUCACAUAGCGUGAGGACGUUCAGCGAUGCUAUAGCACACUUUUCGUGUGCUAUAAACACUGAAGUGCCCUCUAGUGGCUGUCUUGAAAAAGACCCUAUAGGGGUCGAAACGUCGAUUAUUGGAAGAUUUUUUUUGUGCACAUUUAAUUUGCAUAUGAAAUAAAUGAAGCACUUUUGAAGACCUGUGAGUGCACCUUAUUUGCAUAUUUUUGUAUUUACAACGCUGAGGUUUGCACCAAGGCAAUAUUUCUUUGAAUACCUGCAUUAAAGGGUGAGUGCCAAGAUUAUCGCUUUUUAUUUAUUUAUUUAUUUAUUUAUUUAUUUGUAUAAUUUGCAAGAAAAAGUAUGUGAACCCUUUGGAAUGAUAUGGAUUUCUGCACAAAUUGGUCAUAAAAUGUGAUCUGAUCAUCAUCUAAGUCACAACAAUAGACAAUCACAGUCUGCUUAAACUAAUAACACACAAUGAAUGAAAUGUUGAUAUGUUUUUAUUGAACACACCAUGCAAACAUUCACAGUGCAGGUGGGGUCCUUUUUUGCAGAGGGGGGGACUGCUCCCCAGUGGAGCAGAACUGCGAUUGCCGGCGUGGGAACGGCGGUGAUUGGGUAAGUACAUGGGAAUGGUGGGAGGGAGGGGUAAUUAUUAUUAUAUUUUUUUUUAAUUUUAAUCUUCACGACCCCUUCGAGGCACUCCGCACAGGCAGAGCAUCGGAAGCCUGAUGACUUCCGAUGCUCUGCCUCACUGCCGAGCGCCACAUGGGGCAAUCCGUAAGUGAUCGCUCCUGCAGUGGGGGGGAGGGGGUGUUGCACAAUGCCUCGACAUGAAGGCAUUGCUGCAAUAUCGUUCGAGCGCUCUAAUUAGCCGCGGACGUAUCGGGCACGUCCGGUCCUUAAGGACUGUUUUUUGUCGGACGCACCUGAUAUGUCAGAGGUCACUAAGGGGUUAAGGGGGAUAUAUGCAUGUGACAGAACCAACUAGCUGGGAAAUACUUUUAUUGCUCCCUCAUUCGUCUGUUUGUUUGGCUAUUUCCUUGUCCGUACGGUCCCCACGCGUGUUUCUAUUUUACUGAACAAUUCACUGAACGACUGGCCUCCCAGCAUGGAAGUGUGCUGCUUGUUAACCAGUUAACCUCUUGGCCUCAUUAGAACGUUGUGGUUAACCGCAGACACUUCCUAAUUGUCAAAUGCUGACUGGGUGGUCAUCGUUCGUAUGCCGACCAUGAGGCGGCGGCCAUCUUGGACAUACGAAUGCUCAGCGUUGUUCGUCGAUGAUUUAAUGGAACUAAAAAUGGACACUGUUUCUCACUGUUUUUGUAACACCGCUGAAAACCGCCUCCCUCCUAUUUUUACAGCAUAUGAACGCCGGUCCGUUCGGUAGUUUAUUUUCACGAAUAGACUUAUCCCAGAUAGCUGUGCCAUGGAGCCCAUUUGUAUAACGAAAGACUAUAUGAAAGACUUUGGCUCCAUGGUGAUUUAACUGUGUGUAUAGGAUCUGAGCGCCAUUCAAUAAUGUGCGCUCAGGUUUGCACCAAGGUACGUGUGGAAUGUAUCUAUUGUGUUCGGUAGUUCUUGUAUUAUGUAUUUUUGUGUUUUCACUAUUCUGUGAAAAUGGAGUUUGGCCUCUGUCCUCUGAGAUAAUUGAGUUACUUCCCAAUUAUCUCCAGGACAGAGAGGAGGGUCCUAUACUGUAAAAGAGGAGUGUUUAUGUCUUCCCCCCCUGUGAUUGGAUAAUGUACAAUAUGUGUCCCAGUUUUACACCAGGUCCCCUAGGAGUGUGUGUCCACCUGGUGGAAAACCUGCAUAAAUACCGGGCAGGUAGCCCAUAAUAAACCAGAUUCCUGCUGACACUCAAUACGGAGCUUUGUCUCGUACUUGGGGGGGGAUUUAUUUGUAUGUUGAUUCUCGUUCGGCUGUUUGGAGAGUGUAUGGUUCCUGUUCGGCUGAUUGGAGUGAUCGGUAGUUGCCUUCGUAUUCGGGAAAGGAGCAUCUUAUAUGGCUUUAACCCCUUUUUAUCCCUGGGUUACCGUCAUUCUAAAUGUAUUUUGAUUUAAAUAUAUGUAUAUUAGUAUCAAAAUACAGUUAGAACAAAUUUAAACCAGUAUAUAAUUAUUUUUUAAUUACAUUGUUUUUUUUUUCCAUUUUUUUUUUUUUUCAUUUUAUUUUAUAAACUUUUAUUUAACUCAGGCAGGCCCCCUGCAGGCACUGCACAAGCCGGCUAUUCCGGCCAUGUGAUCACGAGGACCACGCGAUCACAUGGCCCCGGGAAGGCUGGAUCGGGCAUUAGGGGUCUGUCUCAGCUCCCAGGCAGACCCCAGGAUCGCGAUUGCCAACGGGGGAUUGCCAGCGAUCAGUUAAGUGCCAAUUUACUAAAUGACAUACCAGGUACGUUCGCGAUCGUUAAUGACCGUUUGUAAAAUUAAACAUUUUAAAGUAAGGAAGUAUAAACAUUAGAUGACUCCUUACAGGAAUUGUUUAAGUCUCAUGCAGGGAGGUGUAAACAAACUGAUUUAAAUCCUAAAUGACAGAUAAUUGAGCAAUGCGACUGCAGGGGCAUGAUCUAUACACCAAUACGGUUUCAUUAAUCAAAAGUUGUUUUGGUUACUAUAGUGUCCCUUUUUGACUUUCUUUGUUGAGAUUAGAUAUAGGACAGCAACUAACAUACACGUGUCCUAGUAUGUAUGUAGGGGUGAGGAGGGUGGACUGCACUUUCUUAGUUGUGCUCAAUGUAGAACUUUAUGUAACUUGAAGUUUAUUUAAAGGAUCACUAUAGGGUCAGGAAUACAUGUUUGUGUUCCUGACCCUAUAGUGUUAAAACCACCAUCUAGCCCCCCUGGGCCCCUCAUACCUCCAUAAAUAUAGCAACAUCUGCAUGCUGUUUGCCUAAAAAAAAACAAGAAGUCUGCUGACCUCAUCAGAAGUGGUAGUCUGAUCCAAUCACAGUGCUUCUCCAUAGGAUUGGCUGAGACUGACAAAGUGGCAGAUCACGGGCAGAGCCAGCAUGAUUCAAACACAGCCCUGGCCAAUCAACAUCACCUCAUAGAGAUGAAUUGAAUCAAUGAAAGUUCAGUGUCUGCGUGCAGAGGGAGGAGACACUGAAUGUCUGGAUGCAUUUUAGGCAGCUAUGUCCCAGGAAGGAUCUCUAACAGACAUCUGAGGAGUGGCCAGUGAAGUUAUCACUAGGCUGUAAUGUAAACACUGCAUUUUCUCUGAAAAGACCAUGUUUAAAGCAAAAAGUCUGAAGGUAAUGAUUCUACUCACCAGAACAAAUUCAAUAAGCUGUAGUUGUUCUGGUGACUAUAGUGUCCCUUUAAAACUUGCUAUUUAUGAAUACUUGGUAAACUACAAAUCCCAAAAACCUUUUUCUGUUCUUCCGGAAGGCAUGCAGUUGAGUUAUUGGACCUUUUCAGUUUAGGAGGGAGGGGCAGAAAGAGCUUUAAAUAAGUACAGGAACCAACAAGAAGGAAGUAUUUUAGAGUGGAGGAGGCAGGCUUAAAAGGACAGUCUUAGGCAACAUAUGGUUAGGGUGCCUGGAGUCCCAGGGCACCCUUCCUUAGUUAAACAAUUUUCAAACAAUUUACCAGUGAAUCAGGGUCCCUGGGUGACUGCAGCUUGACCCUCUGUGACAGAAUGGCUAAGGAAUAGUAUUCCGAUUUGGUCCAGGUAUAAAAAUUGAGAUAUUUUUGAAAAGCAAAUUUGAUUUGGAAUUAUUUGGUGUUUGAAGUUUUAUACUCUUAUAUGUAAAGUAUUCUCCUCUCCAUCUUGUAGGUAUUUACUCAAAGUAAUUGUAUAGGUUUUGCAAAAUAAAAAUCUGUUCUUUCUUCACAUGUCAAUCAGUUUAAAGGGUUUCUCCAACUUCAUGACCAUUUGUGAUUUUAGAAGUGGUCAUGGAGAAAGGAGUCCCUAUGUGCAGUUUUUCUGCUUGAUACAGCAUCUGUUGAAAUAUCUCUCAUUUUACACAGCGUGGGAAAGUUCUUUGGAAUUUUCCCACGCUGUGUAAAAUGACAAAGAGCACUCUGGUUGGCUUAAACCCACCAAUCAGUGUUCUUAGCUUAAUUGCAGGGCGGGGUAAGGCUUUAUAAGCCUUCCUCCGCCCUGUGGAGCCCUCCAUGGGUGAAGAUGGGUUAUUUUUUUUGCGCUUAGGUUUUUUCUUUUUCGUCUGGGUUUUGGUUUUGUUUUUUGUUUGUUUUUUGCGCUCUGACUUUUUAUUUUAAGUUCGGGUAUGAUGGUUUUUUAUUUGGCCUUUUUUGGGGCUGAAAAAUUUAAGAUUUUAGAAAAAAAAACGUUGAAUGGUAAGUUUAAUUUUACUUUACAGGUGAGUAAUUUUAUUCCCCCCUCACUAUUUUUUAGGGUGAGGGGGGUAGGUAGGGGCCUUUUUAUUUGGGUGGGGGGUGGGUGACUAGGGGCUUAGGGACCCCUAGUCACCUUUGAUUGGGAUGGGGGUCCCCUCAUUAUCUUUAUUUGGGUGGGGGGUGGGUGACUAGGGGCUUAGGGACCCCUAGUCACCUUUGAUUGGGAUGGGGGUCCCCUCAUUAUCUUUAUGGCCCCCACGCGCCGCCCAGGGGUGUGGGCCGGUGGGGGGAGGACGACAUUAGGUCCCGCCCCCCCCUCAUUAUCAUUAUGGCCCCCACCCGCUGCCCAGGGGUGGGGGUCUGGGGGGGGAGGACAGUAGGUCCCCGUCCCCCCCUCAUUAUCAUCAUGGCCCCCACCCGCCGGAUAGUAGGGUGUUUUUUUUUUUUUUGUUUUUUUUUACAGUGAGCAGCCCCAGGCUAUUAUGACCCCCAUAGAGUGAGGAGGGACCUGGGGGGCUUAUGAAGUGGCGGGGAGCACAGCUCUCUGCCGCUUCUAUAGUUACAUAUUACAAGGAGGGAGCUGCGUGCCGGUAGCUCCCUCCUUGUAAUAAACUGAACGAACACCGAUACACAGUGUUAGUUUGUUCGUCUGAUUUUUUUUUUUUUUUUAUGCAUUAAUUCGUCUGUCUGAAUGAAUGAAUAGAUGAAAUUCCCGUUCGCAUGUCUAGGUGUUUCACAGGGCAUGUGCGGGAAUCUCACAGUCUGUCUAGUGUGGGCAGAUGACGUGUCCCACAGGGACUUCAUCUACCCACACAAAGAUGGCGGCGCCCUGAAUAAAGAUCAGGGCAGAAAAUAAAGAAUAAAAAAUAGGUAGUAUGGGGGGCUUAGGGGCAUUUAGGGGUGACUAAGGGGUCAAUUAGAGAUAGUGGAGGGGGGGUUAAAAAAAACAGGAUUCGGCAUGACAGUGCCGCUUUAAUGGAAGCGAAUUAGGGAUAACAACACACGAAAAAAAGGACUUGGGAAUUGUUACAGACAGCAAACUAUUGAACCGUGUGCAAUGUCAAUCAGCAGUGGCUAAGGCCAGUAAGAGAUUGUCAUGUAUGAAAAAGAGCAUUCAUUCUCGGGAUGAGAAUUUCAUUUUGCCUCUUUAUAAAUCACUGGUUAGACCACAUCUUAAAUAUGCUGUGCAAUUUUGGGCACCUGGAUAUUAUGGCACUAGAAAAAGUGCAGAACCUGGCUACAAAAUUAAUAAAAGGAAUGGAACAUAUCAGCUAGGAAGAAAGGUUAGCAAAUUUAAACCUCUUUAGUUUAGAAAAACAUUGCCUCAGAGGGGAUAUGAUAACAUUAUACAAAUAUAUCUGGGGCCAAUACAAACCAUUGUGUGGAAAUCUAUUCACAAACUGGACUUUACAUAGGACACGAGUUCAUGUGUUUAGACUGGAAGAAAGAAGAUUUCGUCUAAGGCAAAGAGAAUUUUUUUUUAUUUAUUUUUUUAUUGUAAGGACAUUAAGGAUGUGGAAUUCUCUGCCUGAAGAAGUGGUUUUAUCAGAGUCCAUACAGAUGUUCAAACGGCAACUAGAUGCAUAAUUGCAAAAACAGAAUAUUCAAGGAUAUAAUUUUUCUAUGUAGGGUAAUAGCUUCUUGAUCCAAUGAUUAAUCUGACUGCCAUUCUGGGGUCAAGAAGGAAUUAAUGUAAUGGAUCUAGUGUAUAUAGCCUGUCCCUGUAGCCUUUUCAGUGUAAAAGCUACCUUUUCAGAGAUGAGGCAGUUUUUACAUUGCUGCCUAGUAACACCUGUAGUGGCUGUCACUCAGAUGGCCACUAAAAUGUCUCCUAUCUUAGUCCACAAUGUGCAGCACCUACAUUCAGCGACUCCACGCUUUGCAUGGAGGCGCUAAACGUUUCACAUAGAGAUGCUUUUGAUCGACUUUAAUGCAUCUCUAGAAGGAGAUGCUGAUUGGUAAUUGAUAAUCUCGGCUAUGGAGGCGGGCCCGCUGCAGCGAGACCGGCACGGUGCUGGAAUAAAACAUGAGUAAAAACCUAAUUCCCAAUUCAAUCGGAGGGGGCUGGUGACUAAAACAUAAACAUUCACUGACAGACACACAUGAGAGACACACACUUGCUAGAGACAGUCACACACACACAAAAUAUUAUUUAUUAUUCACACACAAACAUUCAGACAGACAUCAAAAAAGAAAAAGUUUUUUUUUUUAAGCCACCCUCCUACUCUUUCGACUCAGGACGGUUAGUGGGGCUGGCUGCGGCUAAUGUGAGUAGGCAGCUGCUGUUCCAGACUUCCCCCUUUCCGCCGCUUCCUCUCUUUCCAGCUCUGUGCGCCGGGAGGAAGUGAAGGGAACUGUAAUUACUUCCUCCCAGCGAUGAGGUCACGCACGAUAAAGGGCGGCCGGUGUGCUGCAUUGGGACGGGAGGUCGCCAGGGUCGGCUCUGCGGCAUGGGGGCAGGAGGCGGGCGGGGAGCAGGGUCGGCUCUGCAGCAUGGGUCUUUACCUAGUGUCCUGCCAUGUUAGCUUGCCUCCCGUCACACAGAGAGCUGCAUGGGGAUUGAGAAAUCCCAGGUGCCAGGGCAAAAUAUUUAGUCGCCAUGUCAACCUUGCGCCUGGGAUUUGUCAAGUCUUGGACUAAGAUAUUGUCAUUGUGGAACACAAAAAACACGAGUCUACUCGUGACAGAGCUGGUUUUAAUCCUAUGUAAAAAUUACCCUGAGAGUGCGGUCAAGAAGGACUGUGUGCGCGUGGCUUGCACAAACACUGUUUUUAUAACGUACCUCCAUUAAAUCUUCACCCUCCAUUCGUAAUACCAUCAUAAUAUCCUUCCCUUAGCCCACCUCUCUCACUGUUUGAGAACAGGUAUACCCUCCUACAAGUGUGCAUUCUACUUUUUAUCACAUCAAAUACAGCACAUGUUCUCAUCCGAUCACUGCUGUUCAACUAUGGAUGAAUAUAUCUAAAGCAGAAAUAUAAAUAAUAAAUUAGAACAGGCUCUAUUCACCACCAGCCCCCAUUCCAUUCGCGGCAGCCCACUCACAUUAGAUGCAGCCAGCCCCACUAAUUUAAUGUCUCUUGCUGUGCCCAGUCCCACUGGACCGCAGGGAAGCCACUCACCUGUGCCCACAUUGUGCAGCACUGAGAUAGAAGACACUUUAGUGGUCGUUUGAGUGACUGCCGCUAGAGGUGUUACUAGACAGCAAGGUAAACACUGCCUUUUCUCUGAAAAGGAAGUGUGUACAUUGAAAAACCUACAGGGACAGGUUAUAGACACCAGAGUCACUAAAUUAAGCUAUAGUAUUUCUUUAAGUACUGUAUUUUUUGAUGCUGAAAAAAAACUGGCUACUACAUUGAAAGCAAAUUUGUUAAGCCCUGAAUUAGAAAUAACACAAACAAGGGAAUUAGCUACAGGUACCUGCAGAACAAAAAACGGGGCGCAAGAGAAUACUGAGAACGUGCAGCAGCUGAAAUAGCAUGUAAAUCGGUGGGUCCCCACUCAGAUCUCAAGCUGGUUUUAGCUCAUCUUGUGCCAUUACAGAGAGAACAUAUCUGAAGCAUAUCAGACUGGUCCCAUCCAUUUGGGCAGUCCAGAUCCGAAAUGCUAGCAAGUUUCCUCUGCACGCGAGACACAGCAACCCCAGCCGAUCGUUUCAGCCUUGUUAGGCAUCAUCAGUGAGGCAUAGCUGAUAUCUCUCUAGGCACCGUGAGCAAGGGGUCCACUUCUGGAUUACCCUUUAAACUUAUGGAGAGCAAAAAACGGGGCACAAGAGAAUUCUGAGAACGGGCAGCAGCUGAAAUAGCCUGCCCAUCGAUGGGUACCCGCUCAGAACAACGCUCUUCCCAGAGCCUCAGCGCUGCCUCCUAGCCUUAAGGAUUGUUUUCUCUUGCCAGAACAUUGCCAAGAGAGGACAGCCAGGUCUCUGAUUUGCACUCCAUCCUCCCCAUGUUUACCUCUAAGGGGGAGCUCUCUGUUUUCUCAGAAAAACUUUCUUGCCUUUUCUUGUAUGAGAACCUGGAUUUACAGGUUCUUGCUGACCUUAAGAGAGGGUGCCUUUUCCCAGCUUACUACCUGGAUGGAUGACCUUGAUAACAGAGGCCAAAGAAUGAAUAUGCACACAAUCAAGGAGGCAGGUCUAGGUGAAAAGGUGGUAGUCACUCCACAGGCCUUAUUCAUGCACUUUUUCGGACAGUGAUAUGGCCACAAUAUUGUACUUAAAAACGUAAAGCACGUAGAGCUCUGUCCCUUGCCUCCACAGGGGGCCACACCACAAGACAUAGUUUUAUGCUUUGCUGACAUCUUUUUGGCCCGCCAAACUUUGCACCCCAUCACUUGGGUUAGCUCAGAGAUGCUAACCCACCCUACUGGUGGGGUUUUCCCUUGGCACUAAUGGCAUGCUAAGGUACAUACUCUCACUUCAUCCACCUACCAUCUAAUGUGCUGGGAUUUACAAGGCCCCUUGAUGUUGAUUUCUGCAUCACUUGCUUCUCUGCAGAGGUGUCGUAUGGGCCUGAAGCUAUCUAGGUACUGGUUCGCCAUCACAAACGUUUAGUUGUUGGGACAGUCUUUCCUGCACCUGCCUUGAACUGUGCCUAAUUUUGUAUUUUUCUGCUACCUCUCAAUUGUUAUGUAUAUACUCUUGCUAUUUUGCUAUUCUGCCGGUGAGGUAGAUCAGUGGGCUAAUGCAUAAUCAGUAGAAUCUGUUCAGCCCUUGGGUGGCAUUGACUGGCCUUGAAUCAUAGAUCCCUUUUGCAUGUACUUUUUUUCUCAGUCAACCUCGGGUCUCUGUGCUAUUUUGUUUUAGAUUGCUCUUUUGUGUUUGGUGUAUGGGACUGUGUGACUUUUUGAAGUUACUCAUUGUUGGUUUUCUAAUUGGGAAUAUUUAUUUUCUUUUUUAUUUUAAUUUUUUUUAGCUGAUCACGAUCCCCAUGUACCUUCUGGCACACUAUGGGAUUGACUGUGAAGUUCACCAACACCUGUUUUUCAGAGGUGUUGGGAGUUUUCCGUGGCAGUAAAGAAAGGGGUGGUGCUUCCUGCUAUGUUUGAGUAUAUGAGGUGAUGGAAGAACAAAAACAUGUAUUCCUGAUAAUAUAGUGCAAAACCCACCAUUUAGGUGGCUUGCUCCCCCUUUAGUCCCCUUAAAAGGAAUUAAACCUCACCUUAUUUCCAGCGUUGCGCGCGUCUGCCAGCGAUGGCUCCGUCCCCUUGUAAACAUCAUCAGAAUUGCUGAUUUUUAGCCAAUCCAAUGCUUUCUCUACUGUGCAGCACUGAGCCAGGAAGCACCUCCAGUGGCCAUCUGAGGAGUGGCCACUUGGAGGUGUCCUUAGGGGCAAUGUAAACACACUGCCUUUUCUCUGAAGACAGUGUUUGCAUGAAAAUGCCUCCCUAUAAUUAUACUCACCAGAACAACUACGUUAAGCUGUAGUUGUUCUGGUGACUACAGUGCCCCUUUAAGUCCAUAUUGGACGACAAUGCACAAUAUUGGAAUAUUUGAAAACUCUCUGGAAUUUCAUGUCCAGUAUGAACUUUAUCAACUGCUUACUAUUUUGGCUUGGAAUAACAAGUACCGAACACUGUUUUGAGUGUAUGAUCUAUUAUUUGUAUGUAACGUUUUCUAGCUGAAUGUACAUGACACUGAACAUGGCUUAUGCUUCUAAUUAAGAGAAUCUAUGGAGUGGCUUAAUUGCCGUGUCCUCACUACUUUUCUGUGAGAAGCAUUUGAUAGAACAUCAUUUUUCAGAUUGUUGUGCUUGUGCUUCUGAGGGUUGAGUGUGGAAGGAUCACGAGACUGGAGACUGUUCUGGAGCUGGAUUACAGAAAAAAAAAAUUAAUAGCAUUUUUCUAACUUUGUCAUUAAAUUUGUUCAAUAUACUCUGCAAAUAAUUUGAAUAUUUUUGGAUAAAGUGUAUACAUUUUUUAUAUAUAUGUGUAUGUGUGUGUGUCUUGAUAUUUUAAUAAGUUAAAAGUAAUUCGAAAUGUAUAUCCCCCAAAAUGUCAUAAUUUGGAAAGCUUAUCCAAAUAUAUUAAAAUGAGGCCUUACUUUUCUCAAACACCAGUUUGCUUACUUGGCUGUACAACUACCUGACUGUCACCAAUUUCUCAAAGGUACACUCAACCCACCCCCCCACCCCUAUUUAACAAAAAGUGUAGUUUGCAGUAGAAUUAAAUAAAACUUUUUACACCCCCUGACUGUUAGUCAGACAACCUGUACUGUUACGUUCUGGCCUGUCAGUGAUUGGACAGGCACAGAAAGUCAGCACUGGGGAAGAAAGGGAAGGCUUGCUAGGCAGCAUACAAGAGAGUAGCAGCUUUUGCAAUCUGUUUUUAUAUAUACCCUCAAUGGCAAAAAAUGCUUAAUUAAAUGUUUUUGUUUGUUUUUUAAUCUCUUAUAGAUAGGUGUUAUUUAGCAUAUGAACAUAUUCCUAUUUUAUGGAAACUCUUUAAUCUUGAUUUACAUUCAUUUGCGCUACCACAGUUUCCCUCUUUUCCUCACUAGGACAAGCCAAUACAAUUCUUCUCAACCGGGUAGCAUUAAUGGCCGUACCGUGCAUGCACAUCAAUUUUUUUAUAGUGAGACGUCACUGCCUUUGGUGUCAUCGUGGCACUGAAAGCUGACUGUUACCAAUUAAAGUCUUAAAGGACCACUAUAGUGCCAGGAAAACAUACUCAUUUUCCUGGCACUAUAGUGCCCUGAGGGUACCCCCACCCACAGGGUCCCCCUCACGCCCGGCUCUGGAAAGGGCAAAGGGGUUAAAACUAACCUUUUUCCAGCGCUGGGCGGGGAGCUCUCCUCCUCCGAUCCUCCUCUUCUCCUCCCCGUCGGCUGAAUGCGCACGCGCGGCAAGAGCUGCGCGCGCAUUCAGCCGGUCACAUAGGAAAGCAUUCAUAAUGCUUUCCUAUGGACGCUUGCGUGCUCUCACUGUGAAAAUCACAGUGAGAAGCACGCAAACGCUUCUAGCGGCUGUCAAUGAGACAGCUUCUAGAGGAAAUAGGGGAAGGCUUAACCCAUUCAUAAACAUAGCAGUUUCUCUGAAACUGCUAUGUUUAUGAAAAAAUGGGUUAACCCUAGCUGGACCUGGCACCCAGACCACUUCAUUAAGCUGAAGUGGUCUGGGUGCCUAGAGUGGUCCUUUAACUAGGGCGUACCUCUAGUGGCUGUAAUUUUGAAACUCUAGCGAGCCAGUCUGUUUGACAAAUGUAAAUAUUGCAGUUUCUCGUAAACGGCAAUGCUUACGUUUGUCAGAGUUUUGGGACUGUAUCUAGGCACCAAGACUAUUAAAUUAAACUAGUGGCUUUGUAGCUUAGUGUCCAUUUUAACAUGCACUGAGAAAGAAAUGAACAUUGUGUUCCAUGUUUACCAUAUAAGAACUUUUACAAGCUUUGCAAAGUAUAUAAGGGCCAACUUCUGAAAAGAGCAUUCUAUAGACGUACAAAUGCAGAUCAAAAUAGUACACAUUUGACUGAACCCCUUUCGUAUAACUGUUCCAUCAAGUUGCACAGAAGCUUAGAGUAGAGGAAGUUGGUAGAAUGAAAGAAGCUUUAUAUUUCAUGUGUACUAAUGUUGAAAUCAUACUCCAGGUGCACAUCGCCACCUCCCCCACCCUUUAAAAAAUAAAAUAAAAUUCUGAAAUCAUAUCCUUCGCCCAGAGGUUGUUUGCCUUUCUAGGAGAAUUUCAGUUUUUCCUGCCAAAUAUGGCUGGAUUUUGUAGUGAUUGAGGGCUGGGCUAUGGCAAUCUGACAUCUAAACACCAUAGACGUGACUAUUGCAAUUGAAAGAGACAUGCAAAUAGUGCCUGUUUGGACAAAGAAUACAUAUUGUAUUGUUUGAGAUUGGAAUUUCUUUAGUAACUACAUUUUUCAUUUAGUUGGCAUACAGGCUUCCACACCCUUGAGCUAAAUUUUCUUCCAGGAAUCACUAUAUACAACUGUGUAAAACUUCUGGCUCUCCCUCACUCUUCAACCCAUGAGAUAAUUGUCAUUGAUUUUAGGGCCAAGAAAUAAGUUGCCGGUUACACUGCCUUUCCAAUCCCAAUUUUUUUUUUUUCUUUUUCUUUCUAAAUUAGGUCUGAUCUAUUUUUUUUCUCAUGUGGCAUACAUAUUCUAAACUUUAGAAAAAACUUACAAUACUGGAGCGUUUAAUAUACACAGUUCUACAGGGGUAAAGUAGAGUUAUUUAACAAUUGUGUAUUACACAGUAUCUCUUUAAUUGCCUGCUACCACACUUCAAAGUGAUCCAUUCACCACAUACAAGAAAUAUAAAUUAUAGUGUUAAGAAGUGGAGCAAUGUUAGAGCUAAAGGACAAAACCCCUUUCCCACAUGCAAUCAAGUGAUAAAAAAAUAAAUAAAUUAUACUUAUAUUGCUUGUUGCUUAAUAUCCCAAUUCAAGCUCAGCAUAUAUGGUAAAAAAUAUAUGAAAAGGAUCAUAGUACAGAUCUGCAUGAAUCAGUGAAUAUUAUUGAAUUCUAUAAACACUGAAUUAAAUCCGCUUAAUUAGCUGGAUGAAAGUUUAUUACAGUAUUGCCACAAAUUAAAAACAGAAGAUAAUAAUCAAUACAUAACAGGCUAUAAAAAGUAAUAAAAGAAUGAUAAAAACAUAAAAUACACCUAAAUUCACAUGUUUAGUUGUUUAGUUGACAUAUAUUUAGCAGAUUACUGCUUAAUUGAUGCAACAGUGAAGCCAAACACUAUCAAAAUGUAUAGCAGGUUACUGCUUACUAGAUGUGGUGGCGAGUAUAACAGUGUAAAUCCGUUUACCCACAAACAGGUUUUCCCGCACUGGGAGAUGUCUCCUGUACCAGAAGAUAGCUGAUCGUCUGUGGGGUGCCUUUUUGUUUUGUCCGGAUGGCGUCUGGUCUUGCUUCUGCUUUUUUGAAAUGCCCGGCUCCUGAACAGGCUCCGACCCCUUCUUGACGUACUGCCGUGUCUACGCGUUUCUCCGUUCACAGGCGGCUUCGUCAGGACUUGAAGUGCUUCAUGUCCUGACAAAGCCGUCUGGGAACGGAGAAACGCAUAGAAAUAUAAGACUUGCAUUUUUAUUUUUUUUCACAUUGAAAUUUGCCAGAUUGGUUAUGUUGCAUUUGAGACCAUAUGGCAGCCCAGGAAUGAGAAUUACCCCCAUGAUGGCAUACAAUUUGAAAAAGUAGACAACCCAAGGUAUUGCAAAUGGGGUAUGUCCAGUCAUUUUUGGUAGCCACUUAGUCACAAACACUGGCCAAAUAUUUGUGGGUUUUUUUUUGUUUUGUUUGUUUUUCACACAAAACAAACGCUAACUUUGGACAAAUUUGCUUUGAACCUUGGAGCUAACUAAAACUGUUAGGAGAUAGACAUUUUAAAUUACAAAAAUAACAGAUCCUAAAGGGACAGUAUAGUUGCCAGAACCACUACAGUUUAAUGUAUUGGUUCUGGUGUCUAUAGCCUGUCCAUGCAGGCUUCUCAACCUUUUCAGCGGAAAGGCAGUAAUUGCACUGCUGCCUAAUAACCUCUGUAGUGGCACUCACUCAGACGGUCACUAGAGGUGCUUUCUAGUCCAAUGCUGCACACAGACCCUACGUACAGCGUCUACACACUCUGCAUGGAGACUCUGAACGUUUCCCAUAGAGGUGCAUUUUUAUUAGAUACUUGUGCAGCGUAGUGUCUUGUGCGCAUGCGCAAUUGCCUCACAAUGCUUUCCCAUGGGAAAACAUUGGCUUGACUGAGAUCUUCAAGAUUGAACAUUCACUCUGACAUGCUCGCCGACCGCCGCACGCACAGCCUUGCUCGCUCGUCGCUCUCACCCACCGACCGAGGGCGCAGGCUCGUUCGUCGGUCGCUCACUCACCGACCGACGAGAGAGAGCGCAGGCUCGCUCACUCACCGGCGAGUGCGUGCUUAGGCUUGCACUCGCUGAGGCGCGCACAGGCUCACUCGCUCACUCACAGGCUCGAGUCGAGCUCUGAGUUAAACCAUUUUUGAGGAGUUUGACCCCUACUUUACAGUGCUACUACUUUCUUGUUUCUUCUUCUAAUCACAUUAAUAUAGAAGUUCCUACAGCCACAUGUGUGAUCUCAGUUCUGCUUGUCUUUGGGCAAAUAUUAUUGGCUGACAGAAUUCAUUUGGCAAGUUUUUAGCACACUUUGCAUAAUGAUUUACAUGGGUGACAGACUGGAACUCAGAAGACACAGUAUACUCAAGUUUUAGUUUGUUCUAAUUAAAUACUUUAAUUUCUUGUAGGUACUGGGGAAAGUGGGAAAAGCACAUUUAUAAAGCAGAUGAGGAUUAUCCAUGGCUCUGGAUAUUCGGAAGAAGAUAAGAGGGGCUUCACCAAACUUGUAUAUCAGAAUAUCUUCACUGCCAUGCAGUCUAUGAUAAGGGCCAUGGAAACUCUGAAAAUUCUCUACAAGUUUGAGCAAAACAAGGUAAAUGUUAUUUUGUGUAGUAGACUGGUUCAUACAAAUCAUUUAUUUGGGGUGGGGUUGUGAAACGUUUUUUUUAAAGAGUAUAUAUCUUUAUUGUGGUUUUGGAUAUUUUUGCUGUCCUUGUUUGUUGUAAUAUAGUGUACCAUUGGUAUUUUCAGUUUUGUAUGGAGAUGUAUUUUUAAAUAUGUGAUUGUCAAUAAUAUAGUAAAAAAAAAUCUGAAAUUGGUUAUACAUGAUGUGGUAUUGUUAGAAUAUUUGAGGAAAAAGGGAACAGGGAUAUGGGACCAUAGUUGAAAGGGAAGAUGGGUCUAGAGAUGGCUUUUAUUUUUAGAAUGGGUAUGACAGUAGUCUAACACCAGACAAUUCCGGAAGACAAAAGAGAGCAGUUGAAGAUUUGCAUUGUAAAGGUGGUACAAGACAAAGGGAGAGAGAUCUUUAUAAGGCGAGAAGGGUUAGUGUCAAGUGGACAAGUUUUGGGAUGAGAGAAGUGGAUUCACCUCCUGUUCAGUAGCUGGGGAGAAGGCCUGAAGGGUAGAAGAGGUACAAUCCAGGUGCGGUUGAGAGAGAGAGAGAGCAGGGGCGAAUUCUUUCCUUAAAGGGACACUAUAUGGUCAGGAACACAAACAUGUUUUCCUGACUCAAUAGUGUUAAAACCACCAUCCAUUUUGUGGCCUGCCCUUGCACUCCCUAAAUAUAGUGUAAUCUUGCCUUUACUCCAGUCUGCUGCUGCUGGCUUUGCUCCUGGUCCUUGCAAGUCCUUGCAAGUAUGUAAAAUUUAAAAGAAAGAAAUUGAUGAUGUAGUAUGUCAAAUACAGUGAUAAAAAGAUGGAAAGAGGUAGUCCACUCACACUUUAUAGGAUCCUGGGUGUAGCUCCAAUCUUUUGCACUUGGGAGGAAUAAUUCCCGCCUAGAUAUGAUGUGGUCUUCCUCUUUACAACAAUAUCUUCAUAGAUAUGUAGAAGGAGAAUAGAGACAAUAUGGUGUAGCAUGUCAAACCAAAAAGAAAAGAUCAAAGAUGUGCACUCACAUGAUAUGGAGCCAGAACGUUGGCUCCCCAGAUAUGGCUUGGAGUGGUAUGAUGCCUACUCUAGGAUAUGAUAGGUGCUUGUGCCUCUCAGUGUGUAGAUAUAUUAGGAAAAAAAGAAAAGAAACACCAUAGUGUGUAAUUGUAGAACUAAAAUAUGAGCUGUAUAAUAAAACCGUACUCGCAUUCUGUGGAGCAAGUAACGAUUGCUCCACAGUUUUUUUGUUUGUUUUUUGUUUUUUUUGUUUUUUUUCACCAAGGAUCUAACUGUCCAUAAAAUCCAGCAGCGAUCAGUAUGGUCCCAUAAAGUACUUUUUAUUGAUUAAAAAAAAACAGUAAGAGUGAAAUAUACUUGCAUACAAUAGUAUAAAAUGCACUUAACGCGUUUCACCAAAUGGCUGGCUUUAUCAAAAGUGGCGAAAUGCGUUAAGUGCAUUUUUGUUCUACUCCUGAUCUGCCUGCUUGGCUGACCUCAUAAGAAGUGUUGAUCAAAAGCCAAUCACAAUGCUUUCCUAUAAGAUUGGUUGAGACAGUCAAGAAGGCAGGUUAAAGGCAGAGCCAGCACAAGUUAGGUUAGAGGCACAGCCGCCCUGGCUGCAUCUCUAUGAGGAAAUAUUAAGUGUCCAUGCAAAUCUUGUUGGUAAAGUAGCAUGCAAAGCUAUUGGCUAAAAGAUUAUUUUGGGGGUUGGCAUCAAUGUGGCAAAGGAGAGAGUUGACGGUAUCGAAGAGAUGCCUGGGAUGGCGAGAGUAUCAACUAAUGAGAGAGGAAAAACAUGAUUGUUUAGCAAGGGUGAGGGCUGCGCUAUAUGAACGCAAGAUAAAUUUAGAGUGGAGAAAGUCUGGCACGGUUCGGGACUUCCUCUAGCAGUGUUCAGCUGAACGGCAGUAUCUGCAGGACGGGGGUCGACUUAGUGUGCCAUGAGUGGAGGUGCGUCUUUUGUGAUGUGCAUAUUUGGAGUGGGACUACAGUGUUCAGGACAGAGGUGAGUGUAGCAUUAAACGAGGAGAUAGCCAGAGAGGGACAUGGGAAGGUAGGGAUGGAUGAGAGUUCAGAAUGGACAUUGGCUGAUAGCCUGAGGUCAACAGGGAGAGCAAUAAAUAAUGUCUAUGUUUGCAGAUAUGGGUUUAAACCGUGAAUUUCAAAGAUGGAAAAGGGGGGAGGGUUAAAUUAGAGCAGCUGGGUGAAAGCUGAAAUCGUACACCACCACUAUUACUGAAGAACUGUCUUGGGUUGUGGGUAAUAUGAAGACCAUGAAAGGAUAGUGAGGCAGGGGUAGCAAUAUCUGGGAGAGAGCCAUGUUUCAAUUUGUGCAUGUAAGUUUAGGGAAUGUGAGAUGAAUAAGUCUUGGAUAGAAGUUGACUUAAUGAUGCUGCACCAAGAGCGUGCAUUCCAGUGUGGAAGGAGGGCUUAAAGGAAGAGUUACAUGGCAUAGAUUACAGAUUGUUGUGGUUUCUGCUGUUAGCACAAGGUAGCUUAGUUGAGGAGGGACCAGGUUUGGAAAGAGAUCACCAGCUGCCAGAAGCAGAAGGAUGGAUAGAAAGAGAUUGUAAGAAUAAGAUUUAUACGUUCGUCAUGAAAGCAUGUAUUCUGGAGGCAUUUGUGGAGAAAGGCUGGAUAAGUAUGAGUAAAGUGCAUGGGAUGGACAGAGAGAAGAGUGAUGUAAAGAGGGAGAAAUUAAAUGGAUAAGCAGAGGGAUAGAGCGAUUUUAGUUAGGGAUCGACCGAUAUUGGGUUUUUUUUUUUGAGCCGUUACCGAUAAUCUGUGAACUUUCAGGCUGAUAGCAGAUAACUUACAGAUAUUCUGUACACUUACCAUUUUGUAAAAAAUAAACAAAUUCUAUACAAAUCUACUGUUAAAGGACCACUAUAGUGCCCUGAGGGUGCCCACACCCUCAGGGUCCCACUCCCGCCGGGAUGGAUGGCAAGGAAAGGGGUUAAACUUGCCUUUUUUACAGCGCCGGGCGGGGAGCUCUCCUCCUCCUCUCCGCCUCCGAUCCUCCUCUUCGGCUGAAUGCGCAUGCGCGGCAUGAGCUGUGCACGCAUUCAGCCAGUCUCAUAGGAAAGCAUUCUUCUCACUGGGAGGUGAGCCAAUACCACUGGACCACCAGGGACUGCUAUAUCCCCCCUCCCUGGCCAGGUAUGAAACAGGGAGGAGGGACAACAAAAAUAAAUAAUUAAAUAUAAAUAUAUAUAUAUAUAUAAUGUAAUAAAAAAUGCCCCCCCCUCACACACACACUCCAUUAUAUACACAUACACUACACAAACACACUGUGUAUAUAAUGCAGUGUGUUUGUAUAGUGUGUGUAUAUAAUGCAGUGUUUGUGUAGUGUGUUUAUAUAAUGCAGUGUUUGUGUAGUGUUUAUAUAAUGCACAUUACACAAACACACUGCAUUAUAUAUACACACUAUACAAGCACACUGCAUUAUAUACACACACUAUACAAGCACACUGCAUUAUAUACACACACUAUACAAGCACACUGCAUUAUAUACACACACUAUACAAGCACACUGCAUUAUAUACACACACUAUACAAGCACACUGCAUUAUAUACACACACUAUACAAGCACACUGCGUUUAUAUACACACACUAUACAAGCACACUGCGUUUUAUAUACACACACUAUACAAGCACACUGCGUUUUAUAUACACACACUAUACAAGCACACUGCAUUAUAUACACACACACUACACAAACACACUGUGUAUAUAGUGUAGUGUGUGUGCAGUGUGCGUAUAUAAUGCAGUGUGUGUAGUGUAUGUAUAAUGCAGUGUGUGUGUGUGUGUGUAGUGUGGGUAUAUAAUGCAGUGUGUUUAGUGUGUGUAUAUAAUUAAUGCAGUGUGUGUUUGCAUAGUGUGUUUAUAUAAUGCACACAAACACACUGCAUUAUAUACACACACUAUACAAACACACACACUCUGCAUUAUAUAAACACACUACAUUCAUUAUAUACACUACACAAACACACACACUUUGCAUUUAGUAUAUACUGCAUUCACUUUACGCACACUACCCACACACUACACAAACACUCUGCUUUCAUUAUAUACACACUACACUAAUACAUACUGCAUCCACUGCACACACUACACUAAGACACACUGCAUUCACACAUACACUACACACACUGCAUCCACACACUGCAUCCACUACACACACUACACAAACACACACUGCAUCCACUACACAAACACAUACAGCUCCCCUGUCUAAACACACUGCAUCCACUACACGUGGCAUGUAUAUUUUGUGCAUUUACUUUUAGAAAUAGUUUUUAUUUUCCAAAAUGGUAAAUGUACAGAAUAUCGGCAAAUUAUAUCGGCUAUCGGCCUGAAAGUUCACAGAAUAUCGGUAUCUGCUCUAAAAAAUCAAUAUCGGUCGAUCCCUAGUUUAAGCCACAGUGCUUGAAUCCUGGGAGUAAACUUCAUAAAUGCUGUAUAGUGCCCAGACUGUAAGACUCUGGGGUUGGAUAAAACAGCAGUUCUGGGCGGGAGAGAUGUUGAUCAUAUUGGGUAUAUAGGCUAUGGGGUUAUUGGAAAAUUGCUUAGAUAAGUUCAUCAUAUGUUUAGUUAAAAAUACCCCCUCACAUUUUUAUUUUAUUUUUUCAUAUUUUUUUUGUCAUUCAGUUUGACUAAAGAUACCAGGUUGUCAGCAGCCGACUGAAAGUUAUCACAGAGAGAAACUGCACUAUAUACAAUAAAAAAAAAAAAAAAGAUUCUAUAGUGCCAGAAAAACAACUCUUAAAAUCUUGUAAGACUGGGGGAAGGCAAAAUAACUUUGUUGUGGGAAUGCAGGGUAACAAUGUUGUGGUGUUGGAGGGAUGUGGAGUUUCAGGAUUGAGAGUUGGUUACAAUGAUUGCGAAAAUCAGAGGGAACAGAUGUCUUGAAACAGAAUUUGUCACCACAACAUUCACUCAAUCUAACAUGCUGCAGUAAAAACAUAGGAUGAUUAGGAAUGACAUCGCCAACCUGUGCUCGAGCUACAGCAGACUGACUAGUCAUAUGCUGGCUUGAUGUGGUAUCAACUGAAGGAAUGGCUCGAUUGCAGUUAAUGAUAGGGUGUGAGAGAGGUUUGGACCAACUUUAACAAACUUUUUUUAUAUAUACUUUACAAGUAUUCCUUUUCUGUUAAGUUAUUAUUGAAUAUAUAUUGUAGUGUUUAGAGUGUAUUAGUUCAAUAUGGCACUUUAAUCCCCAUUCCCUUUCAAUUUUCUUCUUUAACGGGAAAAUAGAAAGAUUACAGGAAUUAUACAUAUAUAUGCUGAAAAUACAUCCUGGAACACUCAGAGUAAAAGAGGAUAUGUAAUCCAAAGGAGCAUUUGUUUGCAAGAUUGCAGUCAUUGCAUGAAAAUGGUAGGGCUGCCAGAAAAAGUAGCUUGGUGGCUAAAAAACCUUCAGUGAGAAAGUCUUGACAUUAUUUACGACUGCUGGGCGAGCGUUUUUUUUAUUUUUUAUUUACACCUCCAUUAUUUAUUGCUUGUAAGCCAUUGCUUAUAAUUGGAAAAAGAUGUGCCUAAAAUAUAUUGAUGUUAUUGGAAGAAUUUUUAUUGCAAAUAUUAUUGAAGACAAUGGUGAUUUUUAAACCCCUUUGUCCAGAUCUAAAAGUGGUCCUCAAUGUUCUUUUCACAUGGUCACCCUGGUGCAAGUCUACAUCAGUACUUUUUACAGUGGUGGGCCCUGCUGGUGCAAGUCUACAGACACAUCCUUUCAAAGGGGUCCCAGGCAAAUGGCAAAUAAGUUAUUUACUGUAUUUACAUUGCUUUCCUCAGUGCACUGGAAAUCCCUUUGAAAUUAAGACCAGUCUAAAUAUUAAUGCUGAUUAUAAACCUGAAGGAUGGGCCACUGAGUUAUUUUCCAAUAGAAGUAUGGUGACUAAGCUAAUGUAGCAUACAUAAUCUGAAUUAAAACCAAACUGAACACCACUCCUCAGCACUUAUAAACUCCUUUUAGCAACAUUUGGACCCAGUAAUAGGGUCUUUUAUCAAGAUUCUAUAAUUUGGUUGAAACGUUUCUGCUGUUGGUACGCAUAAACCCCCGCAGGACGGUUCAGGACCGUCCUCUGCAUUUUUGCGUUGCCGACUGAGGACGGUCCUGAACCGUCCUAACGGAAAACGGGCCGAUCACUCCCGCCGAAAUCCCGUUGUUACUAUCUGCCCGGCAUCCCAGUGAUGGCUCACAAUUGGUUGGUGUCAAAGUGGGUGUUACAAACACUCACUUUGACACUGAUCUCUGCCUCUCUCCCCUCUGUAGCGUUUUGUGAGAGGAGAGAGACAGAGAUCGUGAUAGUUUGUUGCAGCAGCUGUUCCAGAGAGAAUUAAAAAGUAUCACCAGUGAAUUUUGCCCUUAAGGGUUAACUUUAUUUAAAAAAAAUCUGCGUCUUAGACUGUCAGUUUCCUUCCCCCAAAUCUCCAUUAGAUUCUUCUAACAGGAGUUAGUUUAGGGAUUACUGUUUUAGUCUGUUUUAGUGUUAAAAAAUAAAAUAAAAAAAUUAUUGUUUAGUAUUUUGUUAGUUUAGUCUGUUAGUGUGAAACAUGCAGCGCAUGUACAGCUUGGAGGAGGCAUAUGCCUUCUUGGUGUCAGACUCUGACGCCACUGACACUGCGUCCGAUUUUGACCCAUGUCAGUUUAGCGGCACGUCUAGUGACAUGUUAUCUGUGUGUGAGCCAGCUGCUAAAAGAAGCUGUGCUUCCCCUGCUACGCUGAAUGUGGAGGAGGACUGGGUACCUCCACAGUUAGCUGAGCCCAACAUCCCCCCUUUUAGUGCCAACGCAGGCAUUAAUGUGAAUGUGGUUGACUUCUCCCCUAUACAAUAUAUGGAGUUAUUUUUAGGGGAUACCAUCUGGGAGGAAAUUGCUUCCCAGACUAAUUUAUACGCUAGCCAAUUUAUUGAGACCAAUCCAGGUAGCUAUACAGUCAAGGAGCAUGCUUGGCAUCCCACAGAUGUCCCUGAACUUAAAACAUUCUUACAAUUCUCAUGUGGGGUUUUUAAAGAAGCCAUCAAUUCGCUCUUACUGGAGCACCAACCCAAUCUGUUCUAGUCCAGUGUACUCUCAAGCCAUGUCUAGAACAAGAUUUGAGCUGCUGCUGAGAUACUUACAUUUCAAUGACAAUACCCUCUGUCACCCCAGAGAUCACACCCAUGAUGAAUCGUUAAUGAAAUAUAAAGGGAGAUUAGGAUUCAAACAAUACAUCCUCUCAAAGCACUUUAGGUAUGGCAUAAAAUUCUACAAACUGUGCGAGAGCGAAAGUGGCUAUACAUUUGCCUUUCGUAUAUAUGAGGGGAAAGAUGGUCAACUGGACCCUCCUGGCUGUACUGACUCUCUGAGGACAAGUGGGAAACUUGUUUUUGACUUACUGAUCCCCUUGUCUGUUUGUUUCUCUUUAGGGUUUCUAGAUACUGGCCUGUGGCAGUGUGAGAAGAUAUGCCAAGGAUUUCCCCAGACCUUUUAUAGAGGCCAAAUUAAAAAAAAAAAGUGAAUGUAAAGGUCUGCACAAAGCUAAAGUGCUUGCAAUAAAAUUUAAGUCUGGAAGGAUGUUAAUAUACUAACCACCAUCCAUGACGAAAGCAUGUCAGACGUCACUGUCCGAGGCAGAGUACAGACCAAACCUGUUUGCAUCAGGGCUUAUAAAAUGCACAUGGGGUGUUGAUUUGGCUGAUCAGCUGAUGCAGCCAUAUCUUAUCUUAAGAAAGACAAAAGCCUGGUAUAAAAAGGUGGCUAUCUACCUGAUGCAAGUAGCAACACAUAAUUCAUUUUUACUCUUUAAAAAAAAUGAAUCCAGAACAAAACCACCUUUCUCCAAUUUUAGUUCACGCUGAUUUCCACCAUAAUUUAUGGAGAUGGUCAAGUUCCAACAACGGUGCCAAAGGAGUCCAGACAUUUUAUUUUUAAGAUACCGCCAACUGCAAAAAAAACAAACCCCCUGAAAUGUUGCUGGGUCUGUUAUAAAAAAGGGAAAAGGACACCCACCCCUUUGCACUGUUUUUUCUUUUUCUUUUGAAAGCAGCACAUUUUAGUCAGUUUCCUUCCCCCCAAAUCUCCAAUUAGAUUCUUUUUUGCAGGAGUUAGUUUAGAGAAUGCUGCUAAAGUUGCAUUUGAUACCUGCACAUUUGGUUAAAAAAGUUUUAUGGUAGUAACAUAUAACUGGCUGGCCAAAACCAGAUGACGUGUGCAUAAAAAGCAGAAUUAAAAAAUUACCACCAUGCACGUUCUCUGAAAUUUGUUUAGCACAAUGGUUGGGGGAAGGAUGUGAAAACACCUCAUAUACAAUACCCUGGAAUGUCUACUUUAUAAAAAUAUAAACAUUCAUGAUGUUAACAUUAACGGGGGGAUGCAAAAAUAUGCCAAACUGAAGAUAGGCCAAGCAUACCUAUAUAUCAAGUUGAAAAACUGAUAUGUACAAGUCUCGAUUGUGGCCUUUUAGCCCACAAACAACCCAACAAACCUAUGCAUGGGUGAUGUCACUGUACUCAGGAGAUGUUGCUGAACACAUAUUGGGGUGUUGUUUGGCAGUGAUACAUAACAGGAUCUGUUAAUUCAUGCCUAAAGUAUAAUGUAUGUGUAAAAAAACUCGAAGAAAAUUACUACCCAAAAGUUUGCCAAAGGCUGGUGGUAGAAUUAUUGCAUGAAAAGUAUUAAACUACCACCAUUUAAAAUACCCUGAGUUGUCUACUUUUCAAAAAUAUAUGGUUUGAUGGGGGUAAAAUACAUUGGCCCAAAUAGGACAUGUGUGCAGGUUGACUACAUGUCAAAAUUCCAAGUUGAAAAAUGGAUAUGUGCACCUGCCAAAUGUGGCCUUUUAGCCCCCAAAAAAUCCGACAAGCCUAUGCAUGGGUGGUAUCACUGUACUCAGGAGAUGUUGCUGAACACACAUUGGCGUGUUGUUUGGCAGUGACACAUAACACGAUUUGUUAAUUCAUGCCUAAAGUACAAUGUGUGUGUGGAAAAAAAACGACUACCUAAAUGUUUGUCAAAGUCUGGUGGUAGAAUUAGUGCAUGGAAAGUGUUAAAAAAACACCAUUUGAAAUAACCUAGGGUGUCUACUUUCUAAAAAUAUAUGGUUUGGUGGGGGUAAAAUACAUUGGCCGGCCUUACAAAUGUCCCAAAUAGGACAUGUGCGCAGGUUGACUACAUGUCAAAAUUCCAAGUUGGAAAAUGGAUAUGCGCACCUGCAAAAUGUGGCCUUUUAGCUGCCAAACAACUCAAGAAUCCUAUGCAUGGGUGGUAUCACUGUACUUAGGAGAUAUUGCUGAACAUAUAUUAGUGUGUUUUUUAGCAGCAAGACAUAACAGGAUCUGUAAGUUUAUACCUGAAUUGCAAUGUAUGUGAAAAAAAAAAACUACCUAUGCAAAGUUUGGCAAAGACUUGUGGUAAAAUGGCUGCAUAGAAAGUGUCAAAAUAUCCUUAGAUGAAUACCCUGGAUUGUCUACUUUAAAAAAUAUAUAUACAUGUGGAGUGUUUUCCAGAGAUUUAUGACAGAUAAUAGUGUUACAAUGUCACUAUUGAUACAUUUAAAAAAAAAAAAAAAAAUUUUUUUUGAAACCGCCAUAUCCUACUUGUACCUAUAGCCCUAUAACUUGCAAAAAAAAGCACGUAAACACUGGGUAUUUUUAAACUCAGGACAAAAUUUUGAAUCUAUUUAGCAGUUUUUUUCAUUCACUUUUGCAGAUGAGUAAAAGAUUUUUCAAGUAAAAGUCAAAAAACAUGUAUUUUUUCAAUUUUUCAUAUUUUUUUAUUUUUUUUUAAAUUAAAAUACAUGAGAUUAUAUAAAUAAUGGUAUGUAAAGAAAGCCCCUUUUGUCCUGAAAAAAACAAUAUAUAAUUUGUAUGGGAACAGUAAAUGAGAGAGCGGAAAAUUACAGCUAAACACAAACACCAGAAAAGUGUAAAAAGAGGCCUGGUCGCAAAUGUACAACAUCGCAAAAACAGUCCAGUCCUUAAGGGGUUAAAGGAAAUGUAUUAGUACUUGGGUGCAGGGCCACCUUUUAAUAUUUAAUAUAUAUAUUAAGAUAUAUAUAUUUUUUGGACUGGAUUAGAGGCCCGGAGACACCCUCUUGAAAGCUGCAGUGAGUGCUAGUCUUUUUUUAUUUUAUCUACUAAACAUUUGAGUCCCUAGUGAAAAAGUUCAAGAACUGCUGGUCUAGACCAAAUACGUGGAAUCUAACUUUAUGAUUCCUGGUUAUAAAUGGCUAUGUUUAAAAUAACUUAACUAGCAACUAUAGCCAAUGAUCUCUAAUAUGAAAUGGCUAGUAGGGACCUUUUUUCUUUCUUUUCUUUAAAAGAAUUGUUUCAUAUUUGUUAGAAGUUAAAAAAAAAAAAAAAAAGUGACAAUGUUAAGUGUUUUACUUAUAAAAUGUAUCUUUGGUCAUCUUCACAACCCUGCCUGCUUGUUCAGGUGAUUGCAAUCCCACUACAGGUCAGCCAGUUUGCUGCAAGUUUGUAUGUGCAGAGAAUUUGUUUAAGGUGAAUGUGAUUUUUGGAUAUUUUUGUUUAAGCAUUCACAACUUCUGUAGAGUAUGCUUUUUAUAUAAAAUAUACCUAUUAUUGACAUCCCAUUAAUGUUUUUCUUCAGUCCAAUGCUCUGCUUGUUCGAGAAGUGGAUGUGGAAAAGGUAAACUCUUUUGAACAGCCGUAUGUGACCGCAAUCAAAAACCUGUGGAAUGACCCUGGGAUUCAGGAAUGCUAUGAUCGGCGGCGGGAAUACCAGCUGUCAGAUUCCGCCAAAUAGUGAGUAUGCCUGAAUUACUAGUCCGGUACUACAUCUUCCACAAUGCUCUUGCAGCCAUAAUGCUGGCAAAGCUUCAUGGGAGGUGUAGUCCAAAACAUCUGCAGUGCUGAAGGUUGCCUAUCCCUGGACUAGAGUUUUGGUUCAAAUUCACAUUUAAUAUUGCAAGUGGUAUUUUUCGUUUUUUUUUUUUUGUUUUUUUUUUUGUUUUUAUAAAAUCAGAUGUUAUCUGUACAGUCACCCAGGUUUAUUGCUAACGGGAAAACCCCUAUUUUUCCACAAAUAGCUUUUUAUAUAAUAUACCUUAAUAUAACAAUAAGGUAUCUUACAUCAGCUGAAAUGGAUUUCUGCUGCUUAUGUUGUAUCUUCUAAUUUUCCAAGCAUAGACAUUCGGUUUCCUGAGUUUCAAACACUGGUGGCUUUGCUAGAUAGGAUGUGUGGAGCAUUUUUAAAUUACUCCCUUCUUUUUUCAAGUGAAAAAGGAUUCUUCUAAUUAUGUUCCUUACAGGAUGUUUGUAUUAUUUCUCUUCUGUUCCAGUUAUCUGACAGACGUGGAUCGCAUUUCCAAACCUGGAUACCUGCCAACACAACAAGAUGUGCUACGGGUCAGAGUGCCAACCACUGGUAUCAUUGAGUACCCUUUUGACUUGGAGAAUAUCAUAUUCAGGUAGAUGCAAUGCAUGUUAACUUUGUAUAUGACACAUACUUGGGUUACUUUUUUCUAAUUAAAAAAGGACUAUAUAUUCAAAAUAGAAAAUAUUUGCAUGCAUUAUCUUGCAAUUUAACACUUCAUCUUACAGUAACAUAGAUUUUUACAGCAACCUUUUGUGUAGAAUUUAAUCCAGAACUUUGGCAAAUUAUUAAAUAUAUUGCAUCUACUGCAAUACUCUACUUAUUUGUGGAAUGAAGUUAAAGAAACACUCUAAUUACUAUAUCAACUACAGCCUUCUGUCGUGGUUGUAGUGCAGGGGUAGGCAACCUUCGGCACUCCAAAUGUUUUGGACCAUAUCUUCAUUGAUGCUUUGCCAACGUUAUGGCUGUAAAAGCAUUAUGUGGCAUCUGGAGUUCCAAAGGUUGCAUUCCCCUAUACUUUGUGCAAGGAAUGCCCUGGUGCUAUCCCAAGGUAGGUAAUGAAAGCUUUUAAUAGGGAUUGACAAUGUAACUGGAUCCUCUAAGCACCCAUGCCACAUCCUAUCUUCUCCAGUAGGGGAGGUCAGAUAUUUUUGUAGAAAUAUAGGUUAAAAAAGAAUAGGUUCUUUUCCAUGUCACAAGGAUAGGUGCAACCUGAAUUUAUUGAAAGUAUUCUAAGCUGUGUGGAACGUAGCAAAGACUCAUAUAUAAAUCAGACUGGAGAGGACAUCCAUCAGAAUAAAUCAAAUACCAAAAUAAUAUUAAUUACUGUGAGACUGGCCUUAUCACACUACUUCUGGUGGUUAGGUUUAGAAGUAGCCUUAUAAGGCUUGUCUCACAGUAAUUAAUAUCAUUUUGGUAUUUGAUUUAUUCUUAUGGAUGUCCUCUCCAGUCCAAUUUUAUAUACGAGUCUUUGCUACAUUCCACACAGUUUACGAUACUUUUCAGUAAUUCCUGGUUGCACCUUUCCUUGUGACAAGGAGAAGUGCCUAUUUUUUAUAAUUGGAGUGAGGCCCUGAAACACCCCUGUAGUGUCUAACUGGUGUACAAGUUUCGGGUAAUUUUUGUUUUCCCCGUUCCCUGCAUUAGUGUGGUGGUUUUUUUUUUGUGGGGAUAUCAUUGUUGGAUAGCGCUCAGUUGACGAUAUCCGCUAUUGAGCGCAGUCCAACAUGCUCCUGCUUUGCUCUGUAGCUUGCUCCCAGCUGGAACCAGGUAAGUUGUUAAACUGUGCUAAAAUGGUUUAACUUUUGCCAUAGGACAGCACAAGUGUUAUUCUGCCGCUGUAAUCAUCAGGGCAGACUGCGGUGUUUGGUGUGUUCCUUUAAGUUGCUGUAGCAUGACCUGUCCUUCAUGAAAUAUUGUUGACUACAACUUUUUACCCCUUUUCUUCACAUUGGGUUCCUGAAUUAUUAUUCAGAUGCAUGUAGCUCAUAAAUUCCAGCCAAAACAUUAUCUAUGUCUGACUGCAGAUGUGUUGUAUUCACUAUUGUACUGUCCUUUCUGUAGAAACUCGAACCCACAGUGUUUCUUUAUCUUCUUUUCUAGGAACUCUGAAUUUGUAAUGUGCAUGAACUAAACCCUAUGUAUGUACAGAUAUGCCAAUAAAUAUAGCACAUUGUUAGUCUUUGUAUAUUUUCAAUUUCAUUUAAAAUGGGGUUAAAAUAAUCAUUGUAGUGGUAUUUUGGUUAGUAACUAGAUUGUUAUUGUAGGCUUGUGUUUUGUUUGUUUUUAUUUAUUUAGUUUUAAUAAUUGUUUAAUUUGUGAUUGCAUUCUCACAGAUUUGUAUCUUGUUACACUGACCAUUCUGUUGUAUUAUAGGAUGGUGGAUGUUGGCGGUCAGAGAUCAGAACGACGGAAGUGGAUUCAUUGCUUUGAGAAUGUUACUUCCAUAAUGUUCCUUGUAGCUCUAAGUGAAUAUGACCAGGUCCUUGUGGAAUCGGAUAAUGAGGUACCCUUCAUGAGUUGUGGAGUAAUUCAUAUGGAUUUUUUUUUGGUAUGCACCUUAAAAUUAAGUUAUAAAAGAUUUAACAGCUCCAACAAAUAUUUAAAUUUAUCAUAGAUACAUUGUAUUUCAAUUGCUUUGUGAAUUAACAUCUUGCCUCCUUUUCAGUAUUUUAACACUAACCGAGAUCUUUGAAUGUUUUCAGAUUCAACUUUAUAGUCCCUGUACCAUGUACAUAUUAGGGCCUCUGAACAGAAAUGCAGCAGUAAAAAAUUGUACUUCCAGGUUUUGCUACUAUAAUACCCACCAUGGUACUGCCACUUGGUAACAUGAUUGACCCUAAUCGGGGACACAUUUUAAAAUUUGAAUGUAGAAAUCCACAUCCCUUUGUCCUAUCACCUCCAUCUUAGUUCCUGGUCAGUGAUUAUCAGCUGUGUACUUUGCAUCUGGCAGAAAGCCUAGAGAAAUUAUACAGAGAUGAGAAAUGAAACGUGAAGUAAAACUUACCAUUACAAACGGGGGGUGGCGUGGAGCAUUAACAUGGUAAAAUAAAAACUGAAUAGAAAUACUUGUUUGUAUUCCUAAAACUAUAGUGUUCCUUUAACAUAAGUUUUAAGGGAUUUUCGAUGUUAUAUUCAAUGAUCUAAAUUCUUAAGAAUUCACAGUUCACUUUAGACAAUUAUACUCUGGAGGUAAAGUAUCACAAUGUAAAUUUUAAAAAAAACACCACCACCAGAGCAUACACAUGUGGAAGCAAAAAGCAUUUGGGAACUAGUUAUAAGUGAAAACAAAUAUUUUAAAGCCACUAAUGGGAGAGAGAGAAAAAUACCACAAUAUUAAUCGAAUGUAUCUAGAAUGACAAAGCAAAUGUGGGGAUGUUUAAAGUUAGGGAUAGGUCAAUUAUCGGUUCAGCUUGUAAUUUUCAGAUAUUACCGAUAACUUACUCACCUCUUCCAGUCACCACAUGCCAUCUAAUGCAUCUGGAAACCCCAGCCGCCAGGCAGUGGAAUGGCAUGUCGCAACCUCACAUCACAACUCCCUAUGGGUUCCUGCAUGCUGCAACCUCACAUCACAACUCCCUAUGGGUUCCUGCAUGCUAAGCUCAACUGAAAGCAGGGAAGUGAGGCAGUGGAUGAUUUAACAUACUUGGCCAGCUGGCUGAAAGUAAUAGGAGUGCAAUUGAUGUCAGCAAUCACACCCCUAUCAGUAACAGCAUUGUAUAUGAUGUGAUCUCACUGAUUCCACCAUGUUACAGCUGCCUGAGAAUGAUAGGAGUGUGAUUGCUGUCAGCUAUGUAGAAAUUGUCUAUUUAAAAAAAAAAAAAAAAAUCGGCAUCAGUUAUCGUCAAACUUUCGAAAGACAACUGAUGGUUAUUAAUAACACAUUUGAUAUCAAAACAAAACCCUCCGUUGAAUAAGAAAAUAACUGAAAAGUUCCAAAGACUUAUACUGUCCACUGGGAUCUUUGUUUCUGAUUAUACACAGUGUUAAAACACCAUAGUGUUCUCCAUAUGCCAAUUUAUUAAAGCAAAAUAGAUUCAAAUAUGCAUUAGUUAGUGAGUAUUAUAGGCAUAUUGUGACUCUCACAAAUCUCUCCACUAUGUUAUCCUCCUCAGUGUCCUAUAUAUUCUCGUCCGUAGUCUUGUGUAGUAGUUGCAGGUGUUCCCCUAUGUUAGUAGCCAGAGGUGAUUACGCCCAAGAUGCAAGUCUAGUGCCUAUUGUCAGAGACUGUUGCUAGGAGGCUACAGCAAAAUGUGCAUUUUGACAAGGGUGUUAUAGGCACUGGACUUGCCUUCUGACUCUUGUAUAUCUGAGGGAGACAAUACAUUGCAGGGAACUCUAAAACUGAGCUACUUGUCUUUCCUCCUCCCAAUACUGAUCCUCCUCUUUCGCUCUCCCUUCAAGUUAGUGUUAUCCACUUAAGUCCAUCUUUGUAAGCGCGCUGUCUUGGCUUCAUACUUGACUAUGGCCUCACAUCCAGUAUGUUGCCAAAUACUGUAGAUUCCAUCUUAAGAACAUAGCCCGCAUCCGUCACUUUCUUACCCAAGAUGCUACCAAGGAGCUUGUCCAUGCUCUAGUAAUUUCCAUCAUGAAUUAUUGUAACCCUCUCCUGAUUGGUCUUCCUAAAAGCCGUAUUGCACCUCUACAGUCUGUAAUGAAUGCUGCUGCCAGACUGAUUUUCUCCUCUAGUCGGUCCUCUCACACCUCACCACUUGGUCAGUCCUUACAUUGGCUUCCUGUAUCCUAUAGGAGUCAAUUCAAAGUGCUAACACAUACCGAUAAAGCACUGAACAAUUCUAGCCCUUCUUAUGUCAUCACAGAUUCAUAGGUAUGCCCCUUCUCCUCUCUCCGCUCUGCCCGUGACCACCUCCUGUACACUGCUCACACCCGUAUGGCCAACUCGUGCUUGCAGGACUUCUCACGGGCGGCUCCCUUCCUAUGGAAUAGCCUGCCUACCGCCAUCAGACUCUCCCCUAGUCUUCAAUCAUUUAAGAAGUGCCUUAAAACUCAUCUCUUUAGGAAAGCUUAUGGCCUCCCAGACUAACUUCUACCUCGCAUACCUGUCUCUUGCUCUCUCCUAAAGAACUCUACUCUCUCCUCCAGCUCCAGUUUUAUACUCCACCUCCUAUAGACUGUAAUCUCGUUUGAGCAGGGUCCUCUUCAACCUAUCGUUCCUGUAAGUCUUCUUGUAAUUGUCCUAUUUAUACUUAAAUCCCCCCUCUCAUAAUAUUGUAAAGCGCUACGGAAUCUGUUGGCGCUAUAUAAAUGGCGAGAACAAAUAAAAAAAACUGACUUCCAAUAUGCCUGUCCUUUUUUUUAUCUCUUACAUAUAAGAGUUUAAUAGAUUUUAUUAGAAUACAUUUCUACAUGGAGAGCAUAAUGGGUUUUUUAUUUUAACUAACUACUCUGUCUGGAGGACCAUAUGGUGCUUUAAACUGCUAUAUUGAUUUUGUUUUUGUUUUUUAAAUCUGUUUAAUUUUUUUCCUUUGUCUUGUACUGUAUUCUUUGUUGUCAGUGUGAUUUUAAAGGCUAAUAGAUAUGUAUUUCUUUUUUUUUUUUUUGUAGAAUCGUAUGGAGGAGAGCAAGGCUCUGUUUAGAACUAUCAUCACGUAUCCCUGGUUCCAGAAUUCAUCUGUCAUUUUGUUCCUAAAUAAGAAAGACCUGCUGGAAGAUAAGAUCAUGUAUUCUCACCUUGUAGACUACUUUCCAGAGUUUGACGGUAAGAGCAGUAAUUGAAUGCCCGUAAAGAUAAUCCAAUGUACAAGCUUAAGGUGUACAAAUGUGAGCACACAAAAAGUGACUUAUCCUAAUUUGAAUAGUAUUAAUUGAUGUAUGCCUGUGAAGCAACCUGCUAUCUACUGUAUUAAGAAAGGGUUUCCCACAGUGUUUGUGAAAACCUGAAUUAACAUUCUUUAAAAAAAAAAAUACUUUACAAUUCCUUAGGUCCAGGUCUGUAGCACAAGAGCUAAAGAUGUGGAAAUAGAUGGCAGCAACACUAACUGGAAAAUGUUUGUACGAGGAGUGUUGAAAUUUAAAAAACAAACAAAAACUUCUACUUGUCCAGGGACUAAGGCGUUUGCCCAAUCUACUUGUUCUGAUACAAAAAAUAAUUUUUUAUUAAAACCAUAGUUAAAUAAGGUCUUUAUUGAUAGUAAGUGAGGAGACUGACCUAACAAUACUUCAAUGCAAUUAACAAAAUGCAAGUAGGUAGUGAACUUAAACAGAAUCAUUUCCAAAUGAGAAUUGUAGCUUACUUUAUCAAAAAUAGAACUAUAUUUAAGUGAGUCAAUCUCAUGAGGCCAUUUAUAUCCUUUGACAUGCUUGGUUACAGAAAAGGCAGUGCUUACACUGCUGAGCCUAUAGGGUCAACAUCUUUGCUCCAGAACCACUACAUUAAACUGUAAUGGCUCUGGUGCCUAGAGCGCCCCUUUAAAAACUGGUGGUAGAGUGUGGGAGGGAGGGGGGGUGACUGGUGACCGAAUUAGGGGUGUUUAGAAAUACCUUUUUAUUUUGUUUCCUGGUGGUCCAGUGUCCGUGUGCCUUCCCUCAAGUUUGCCGCUCCACUGGGUUGAAUCUGCAGACUGUGCAGUAUCUCACGAUAUCCAGGCGGUAAGAGCGUUGCCGUGGCAACUCCCGGCAACACUCAGAUUGGCUGUAGGUCGCGAGAUACUGCACAGUCUGCAGCUCACAGCUGGGGGAGCUGCAGACUGUGCUGGCUCUCUCUGUGGGCAGACCGGAGGGGCCUUGCACCCGGCAACCCAAAGGGCAAACUGCCGAGGACCCGACAAGUCACUCUGCUGCUAGCCCGCAGCAGGGCUAAAAGCAAAAAAAAACUACCUGCCCGGUGCCUGGAACUGCAUGUCCCGGGCGUUGUUUCAGGAGAUAUAAAUAAAGACCCUGCCAGGUAUUAAUGUAUAGCAGCCAUGUUUCAGGAGAUACAGGAAGGAAGUACACACCCCAACAGGAAACACAUGCAAUAGAGAAUAAACCAUAGAGUUAGUUGCAUGUAAACAAAACAUAACAUCCAUAACAUCGUCCUCUUUAAGUAUUAAUAAAUCAACAUUGUGAAACACUGUCCUUGUAAUAACAUUCUAGAGGUUAAGUCUCUCAGGUGGUUGUGAAUGUUUGCCACUACGAGUGAGGACUGGUCCAGGUUGUGCAAAUAGUCUUUUAGCCCUCUCUGAGGUUACUGGACUCUUCCCACCACUUACUGGCAUGCUUUGCACUUGACUGCUGUCAGGUCCUGCUUUCUCAGGGCUGUCAUUAGUACUAGUCUGUGGUAUCACUACUUCUUCACUGCCGACAUGUGAGUGUGUCCUUGGAAUACCAGGUGUGUCUGGCUUGUCAGCUGGAUAGUGAGAAUUGGGCUUCUCAGCCACUCGCAGAUCCACACGAUUGCGUCGGUAGAGACUUCCUUCGAUAUCCACAAGAUAAGAGCUUGGUGCAACUUUUUGCAGACAGGCUCCCAUUCUCCAGCGACCUGUUUGAUCUCCAGGAAGCGUUUUCAUACGGAUUUGUUCCCCAAUAUUCAGUUCAGGUAAAUCCCUAGUAGAGGAGUCAUAUCUAGCUUAAACACUUGCCUCUUAAGUCAUAACUUUUCUGGUACACCUUGUAUUACAGAGGGUUCAAGCAGCUUGUUGGCUACUGGUAAGGAGCUCUUUAAUCUCCUUGACAUCAGUCUCUGUGCCGGACUACUAUACAUACCCUCUGUUGGAGUGUUUCUCCAAAGAAAGAGGGCUUUCCAUGCGUCUUUAUCAUCACUUUUAGCUUUUUUGCAUAAAUUCUUCACAAUUUUCACAGCAGAUUCAGCUUUGCCAUUAGCUUGUGGAUGACGUGGUGAAGAAGUCACAUGCUCAAACUCCCAUUCAGCAGCAAAUUUCCUGAACUGUAAGCUUGCAAACUGAGGACCAUUGUCAGAAAUCACUUUAGUUGGUUGGCCAUGACGUGCAAAUUGCGCCUUACAUCGAUUAAUUGUAGUUUCAGUGGACAGGUCAGAAGUCUGAAUAAUGAUCGACUAAGAGCAGGUACUCUUUUCCAGCAUUGUUGAAUAAGUCCAUGCUUACAAUCUGCCAAGGACGUGUAGGUAUCUCAUGUGACAUCAUGGUUUCUUUUUGUUGCGAGUGUGCAUAUUCAUUGCAAGUGGGACAAUUGCUGACAAAGUCUUUGAUUUCACCUUGCAUGUUGGGCCAGUAAAGAGUAUCACGAGCUUGUCUGUAGGAAGCCUCACCUCCGAUGUGGCUUGAGUGUAUGCCCGAUAACAUCUCUGCUCUUAGUGACUUUGGCACUAUGAUCCUUGGACCUUUGUACAAGAUACCAUUUUGUGUGCCGAUCUCAUCUCUGAAGGACCAAUAUUCCUUCACAAUUGCAGGUGCUGUAUCCUUUUCAUCUGGCCACCCCACCCCAUCUGGCCACUUCAUUGCUUGCAAAGUUGCAUCACUUUCUGUGUGCUGUAUGAGCCGAUGUAGCCGCUGAUCUGUGACAGUCUGCUUGAUUGACUUUGGCAAAGAAAUUCUGUUCCUGCUGCAGCAAACAAACAAACUGCAAGAUGCUCAUGCUCACCUCCAGGUGCCACGUGUUCCGUUGUAGCUCUGCUUGGGGUGUCACUGAUGUACAUUUCAAAUCCUGGCUUGUACACAACAUUGAGAUUGUAAUUCUGCAAUGUAAGCAUCAUGCUCUGCAAACGCUUUGGAGCACAUAAAAAGCGGCUUCUUGAUUAUGGCUAUUAGCGGUUUGUGAUCAGUUAAAGCAAUGAUUGCAUCCUGGCCAUAGAGAUCUUGAUGGAAACGCUGACAGGCAAAAACAAUGCUUAAACAUUCCUUUUCAAUUUGAGCAUAAUUUUGCUUAGCUGAAGAGAGUGCUCUGGAUGCAAAUGCAACUGGCUGACAUUCUUGCAAUAGACAACAUCCUAGGCCAUUUUUGCUUGAGUCUCUUUGUAUUGUUACAGGCUUUUUCACAUCCUAAUAUUUUAGCACUGGGGCAGCUGUGAUCAAGUGUUUUAUUUCCUCCACUGCCUGGUCAUGCUUGGAAAGCCAAACUGCACAAACUGAAUUGUGAAUUGUAUCAGUCCCAGGCGCUCACAUGUUGAACCAAACAAUAGCAGUUUCUGAUUGGCUUCAACAAUCUCAAAUUCAAGUUUGUGUAUAUUUUCACGUAUGCUGCACUCUGUUUGGAAAAGUCCCAAUGAUUCCAUUAGUUCCCCUGAAUAUAGCUUCAGCUUGGUGCUGCUGGGCUGAAGUGCCCUAGGUGCCAGUUAUAUCUUUUCUUUCAAACUCAUGACAUCACAUGUUGCACCAGAAUCCAGCUGGCAGGAUUGGCAUAUAUUAUUCAGUCUGAGAUUUACAAACCAUUUUUUGACCUUAGGCUUUACAGCACCAAUGCAUUCCUUGGAGUAAAUCACAUCAUUGCUAAGCAGGAGUGCAUCCUGAGAAUCAGACGUGUUCAGUUGUGUUUAGCUUCCUUGCUUCCUUUCUUCUUGACAGACAUACUCCAGCAAAAUAAUUUAGCCUACCACAUGAUCUACAUGUUUUUCCAUAUGCAGGACACUGUUCUUUCUCUCUCACAUGUAUACUGCCACAUUACUUACAUGAUGUAGACUUGCUCACAGGUGAGGUGCUUUGGUGAUUAUUGUGUUGAUGCUUGUGCUGGUGGUUCUUCAAGCUUUGCUGUUGCUUGAAGGCUGCAUGGAUGCUGCCAGUCUGUUUAUCCUUCUCCAUAGCUCUCAUAUGUUUGUCAGUAACUUCUGCAGUGCAACAUAUUUCAAUUUCUGCAUGUAGGGUUAAAUCAUGUUCCCUCAAUAGACGGCGGCAGGUACUCUCAGUAUUAAUACCUAGGACUAUUUUGUCACAAAUAAGUUCAUCUCUCAAUGAGCCAUACUCACAGCUUGCAGCUUUUUCUCUCAGCCUUGUGACAAAGUUGUCUAUUGAUUCACCUUCUUCUUGCUUGCAGCUGCCAAAUAUAUAGCUUUCAUAUAUUACAUUUUUUGCAGGUCUGAAGAAAGCUUCCAAUGCAUCAAUGAUGGCUUUAGUGUCAUGCUUUUGCUCCUCUGUGAGGUUCAAAUUAUGCUUGUAAACAUGGUAGCACUCACUGCCAAUUACCCUCCUCAGUGUGGCUGCUUGCACUGCUGCAGGCUUCUCAUUCAGCCCUUUAGCUAGGGAGUAAUCCUCAAACUCUGCUCUGAAGUUAUCCAUGUUACUGCUGCAAUCAGGUAGUGGAAUGCUAUUGAUAACAAUAGGGAUACGGCUAGGUGCUAAAAAAUAAGAGAAAAACAGCACAUAGUGAUGUACAGCAUACAACGCUGACACGCAAAAUCAUAAGUAGCACUCACAGAGUUGAAAUCAAAUGGAUGCCAUGAAAUCCAUAAAUGGAUUAUACUGAUCCGCUUUCCACCAUUCAGGGUAAUGCAGCAGGUCCAGAAAUAUCAGGUAGCAGAAUCAGGAGGCAAAAAGUUUGUUGCCUUAAUAAAUUUAUACUUGACUCUACAAGCUAAUUUUUUAUUUGCCUCCUGAUUCUGCUACCUGAUAUUUCUAUAUAUAUUAACCUCCUUUAUUUUUGAAGUGCAGUGGUACAUACACAGGUUAAUAAUGACAUAUGGUAUAAACAUAACAACCAGUGAAGAUAAGCAUGCAAUUAAAACAUGCCUGUACCCCAACUGGUUACCUCUGUCAAUCGCUGCUUCCUAGUACUGGUGUAACCACCGCAAACCCCACGAACCGCCGCAGCUUGGUUUCGGUCUCGCCAUCCUCCACCCACCCUGGACCCAAGACUAGGAUCCAGCUUCCAGUGGGUAGGCUUCUCUUGCCGUGCCGAGAGCGUAGCAGGAACAGCUCUUAUAAGAGCUUAGUGAUUAGUGACUCAGGGGAGUAUAGUGAUUAUAGCAAUCCCCAGAGUGUAGUUCUCCAAUCCCCCAAACAUGAGCCAAGACUUCAUGAAGGUGCAAGAUGAUUUGAUCUUUAAUGGUUCAGGUUGGCUUUUAUACAAUUCUCCAGGCCAGAGGAAUACCCCUUGGACCUGAUGGGGCACAGGAACACAAAGGACACAAACAUACAGUCUGUGGCAUGCCCAUGUACAGCACACAAUCCCUCCCCUCUGCUUGGGAGAUAAUUGAGUAAAGUCCUGUAAGUAACUCCAUUAUCUCCAGGCAGAAAAAACUAAUUUUUACGAAGUUCAAAAAGUACCCCAAAACAUACCAUAUCAUCCACUGAUAGCCCUGAUCUGGGUGAACAACAUAUCCAAAAAUCUCCCAGAUCAGAGCAGGGGUUCAGGAAAUUCCUGGAAGUCUCUCUUUGACCAACAGUGCACAUGGUCCCAUGCCCAAAACUGUUCCAGAGAAUUAGGGCUACCGGUCGGUCUCUCUGUCUGGAGUACAAAAGUACAUACUUCACAGGAACAGAGUCUUUUAAAAUGCAUUGGGGAAAGUAUAUUGCAGGGCCCAUAGUUCUGAGGCAAGAGGCUGGCCAGCAGGCCCUUCAAGAACCCUUGACGAGGUUCAGUUUUUCACAGGGCCAUAAUCACAGGAUAGGAGGCUGGCAAACAGGCCCCUCCAAAAGCCAGUGACGAGGUUACUUUCGUCACAAUGACAUGUCAAGACAAGCAGAACAUUUUUUAAAGAUAUAUAGUCAGGCUAGUAACUAGUGUCCAAACAGUAAACAUUGUUGUUUUAGACAUGGCAAUAUGAACAGAACACCUGAGAUAGAUAUAUAGAGAGAUAUAGAUAGAGAUAGAUAUAUAGAGAUAUAUAGAUAUAUAUGUGUGUGUGUGUGUAUAUAUAUUAUAUUCCUUUCUUGGCCAUGGCAGCGCAACAAUGGAUUAGCUACUCCCAUCACCAUAUAGACACCUACCCUGCCCUCAGUCUAAAUUCCAAGGGAAGGGACUCUUGUGCUGCAUUAGCCUAUAACCAGGAAAAUCAUGGUAAGUAUGAAUAUAUAGUUUACAUAUCAAUGACAGCCCAACAAUAAGUAAUACCCAAGCAAAGCUCAAGGGAGGGAAAGAAAACACAAACACCAUAAAUAAUGUCCCAAAAACGUGUAUUAAAUAUUCAGAAGUGAACACAACAAACCGUAAACUAGUCAUUCAAAACAGAGGAAAAACUAUCAAACUGGGCAGCUCUAAUUUCCAAUUGGUAAUGUCUGACAAACAUGUCACUAGAGGACCAUGUAGCAGCCUUACAAAUCAUAUCUUGAGGAGGAAAGAGAUCUGGUUGACUGCUCUGCAUUGAGGAAUGGUGACCUGAGCAGCUUGGAAAGCUUUUAUAAUAGUUGAAAAAAUCCAUCUGAUUAAAGAGUCUUUAGAUGCUUGUAGUCAGUUUCUGGCUCUAGAAUUUUCAUCAGGCUGCGGCUCUUGGUGAUUUAUAUUCGCUACUACUGUGUUUUCCGCACAUACUUUUACACAUUACGAAUAUAGGAAACUGUGUGUAAUAUGUCUUUAGAGCAAGCAUGUCAAACUCAAAGGUUAGCACGGGCCAAAUAAACAUGGUUUAAGUUUAUGUGGGCCGCAAAAAAAACCAAAACUUAACUUUUUCAUAGAAACGUAGGUUUAUUUUUAAAAGUACACUAUAAAAAAACAAAACAGGGUUGAGGAGUGGGUGGAGAAUGAUGAGAUCAAGGUCAUGCGAGUGACGUGUGCAGUUUGGAGGAAGAGGCGCUGGUCGCACAAAGGCACCAGCACAGCAAAGGAGGGAGCAGGGUGCAAAAGCAGAGCGCCCGUCCCCUAGCACUCAUCGGUAUGUAUUAGCUUGAGAAUUACUAGUUAUCCAAGUAAUACAUGUAGCGAUCAAAGGAUCCAUAAUAGAGUUGAGCGAACCCGAACGGAAAAGUUCGGGUUUGUACCAGAUUUAAAGAUCCAUUCGUAGUUUCACAGUCAGGUGGACAGUCUGGUGACCAGGACCCAGACACUGUCUGGGCCGCGGUCGGACGACCGGGACCCAGUAUGCCUGAUGUUGAAGUUAGGAGUCACAGUGUGGAAUGGAUUAGCAGGGUCUUGUGCAGGGUAACCGCACGCCCCCUGGUGUUGAGCACCAGCAUUUAUGUGGCCACAUACCAGGAACCUGAUGCAGCUUCAGUAAAAAGAGUACUGGAUACCAGAAGCCAUCACCAGACUGAUCCGCAACUUGGAACAGGAUGUGACAUUCACUGUAGUGGCUGUGCGCGCUUUUGCCGUUCUCACGCUGCUGCUCGCCUGUCUGCGCUGCAGCGUAACUUUGGCCUUCCCGCUCACCGCCUCAUGAGACUGUGCGAGCAGCAGCAGGCGAUAGUGGAGUUUCAAAUGCAGCACGCAUGGGUCAGUGGCUUUGCACCAGACUUCCCUCCAAUUGAUCAGAGUUAAAGGAUUUCAGGUGGACUCAUUACAAUUACAGGGCCUCUAAAGAGUCCUGUAUUGUUAUUUGUCGUCACUACCUUCCCGCGUCGGGAGUGGGUCAUUUGCGCACCUGAUGCCUUCCUUACAUGUGGUAGCCGUUUCUCAGGGUCACUGUACGGAAUGGAACCCUGAUUCCCCGUUACCCGUGGUCACCAUGGUAGGUGCAUAAACUGGCAUUGAAAGUUGAUAUGGAUGACAUCCGAAUGCAAAGUCGCCGUCACGGGGAUGUGCGAUUGGCCCGAUGUUCUCUAGAGUCAACAAAGUGCCUGCGCAACUAUAAUGUCAACAGCUACUCUGCGGAACAGAGUUGUCUUUUUUUAUGUCCCAAUAUUUCGGGGGCUAUCCCAAUUCAAAAAAAAAAAAAAUAUUUAUUUAUAUAUAUAUAUAUUUAUAAAACAGUGUUGGCUACCACCUCCUCUUCCACCGCUGCUACCACCUACACCGCCACGGUCACCGCCUCCUCAACCUAUGGGUCACUUAGUAUAAACUAUGUCCACAAUAGCAGAGGCUUGUGAAGGCCUUUUCUCCAUGCAUCAGGAGUUGAGCUCAGUUUGAACAAUGAAAGAGAAUACCCUGCACUCCAACCCUCUCUCAAAUUGAUAAUUCUGUUGAUUCUCCAGACAGCCAUGUUUUAGAUUUUGAUUUAUGUUCGUCCAAAGCUAAAAUCAAAGAUUCCAUCUAGUACUAUUUUAUGGCUCCGCUGUAUUUUAAAUUUUUUGUUAUUUUAAGUGAUUUCCCUAUCCACAUUUGUUUGCAGGGCACUUGUCCUACUCUUACCCCAUCUUACUUCCCUUUGCAGCUCUAUAGCCCUUUCCAGGAGUUUUUUAGAGUCAUUUUUGUGCACAAAAGUUCGGGUCCCCAUUGACUUCAGUGGGGUUCGGGUUUGGGGUAAAGUUCGAGCUCGAACCCGGAUUUUUUUUUUUCAAAGUUCGGCUGAACCCACGGGACGUGAACAUCCAGGUGUCUGCUCAACUCUACUCCAUAUCCCCAGUGACUGGCAUACAUUGUUAGGAUUACAGGGAGUCCAGAAUUAUUAGGCAAAUGAGUAUUUUGACCACAUCAUCCUCUUUAUGCAUGUUGUCUUACUCCAAGCUGUAUAGGCUCGAAAGCCUACUACCAAUUAAGCAUAUUAGGUGAUGUGCAUCUCUGUAAUGAGAAGGGGUGUGGUCUAAUGACAUCAACACCCUAUAUCAGGUGUGCAUAAUUAUUAGGCAACUUCCUUUCCUUUGGCAAAAUGGGUCAAAAGAAGGACUUGACAGGCUCAGAAAAGUCAAAAAUAGUGAGAUAUCUUGCAGAGGGAUGCAGCACUCUUAAAAUUGCAAAGCUUCUGAAGCGUGAUCAUCGAACAAUCAAGCGUUUCAUUCAAAAUAGUCAACAGGGUCGCAAGAAGCGUGUGGAAAAACCAAGGCGCAAAAUAACUGCCCAUGAACUGAGAAAAGUCAAGCGUGCAGCUGCCACGAUGCCACUUGCCACCAGUUUGGCCAUAUUUCAGAGCUGCAACAUCACUGGAGUGCCCAAAAGCACAAGGUGUGCAAUACUCAGAGACAUGGCCAAGGUAAGAAAGGCUGAAAGACGACCACCACUGAACAAGACACACAAGCUGAAACGUCAAGACUGGGCCAAGAAAUAUCUCAAGACUGAUUUUUCUAAGGUUUUAUGGACUGAUGAAAUGAGAGUGAGUCUUGAUGGGCCAGAUGGAUGGGCCCGUGGCUGGAUUGGUAAAGGGCAGAGAGCUCCAGUCCGACUCAGACGCCAGCAAGGUGGAGGUGGAGUACUGGUUUGGGCUGGUAUCAUCAAAGAUGAGCUUGUGGGGCCUUUUCGGGUUGAGGAUGGAGUCAAGCUCAACUCCCAGUCCUACUGCCAGUUCCUGGAAGACACCUUCUUCAAGCAGUGGUACAGGAAGAAGUCUGCAUCCUUCAAGAAAAACAUGAUUUUCAUGCAGGACAAUGCUCCAUCACACGCGUCCAAGUACUCCACAGCGUGGCUGGCAAGAAAGGGUAUAAAAGAAGAAAAUCUAAUGACAUGGCCUCCUUGUUCACCUGAUCUGAACCCCAUUGAGAACCUGUGGUCCAUCAUCAAAUGUGAGAUUUACAAGGAGGGAAAACAGUACACCUCUCUGAACAGUGUCUGGGAGGCUGUGGUUGCUGCUGCACGCAAUGUUGAUGGUGAACAGAUCAAAACACUGACAGAAUCCAUGGAUGGCAGGCUUUUGAGUGUCCUUGCAAAGAAAGGUGGCUAUAUUGGUCACUGAUUUGUUUUUGUUUUGUUUUUGAAUGUCAGAAAUGUAUAUUUGUGAAUGUUGAGAUGUUAUAUUGGUUUCACUGGUAAUAAUAAAUAAUUGAAAUGGGUAUAUAUUUGUUUUUUGUUAAGUUGCCUAAUAAUUAUGCACAGUAAUAGUCACCUGCACACACAGAUAUCCCCCUAACAUAGCUAUAACUAAAAACAAACUAAAAACUACUUCCAAAAAUAUUCAGCUUUGAUAUUAAUGAGUUUUUUGGGUUCAUUGAGAACAUGGUUGUUCAAUAAUAAAAUUAAUCCUCAAAAAUACAACUUGCCUAAUAAUUCUGCACUCCCUGUAUUCUAGUGGAAAUCCUGUAAAUGUUCUUGUCGAGCAACCACCGCAGAAGGUAAUGACUUAUUUUGGGGAGGAAUCCUGAUGAGCUAGGGAAGGUUGCCUGAUUUAAUCUCUUUCAGCAAAUUCUCCUGGAAAGGCCUCAUUUUACACUGGGCUCACCUUGUCAGACCUAUAGUUGAAGACCUGAAUCCCAGUAGGCUCAUGAUGUUCUCUGCUGUUGUCACACUGACAGACAACAGUUAUUUUAUAUUUGACUGAAGACUCCUUGAAAUACCCUUUUUUUUUUUUUUUUUUUUUUAACUCAGUUCUGCAAUAAGGAUUACAAUUACUUUGGAGAGUGUCAGAAGAACAGUACUUAGUCUAAAAGGAAGGGCUUGAAACUAAAAUUGCCCUUCAUAUUUCAGAAACUUCUAAUAUUGUAGUGCAAUUGGGACAUGGAAAUUUGUAUCCUGCAAGUUGAUCCAUUGGCCUGGAAGACCACUUUCAUAAUGGAUUGAAAAGAUUCCAUCUUGCAUUUUCUGAUUCUCAGAAUCUUGUUCAGUCUGUGCAGGACCAGAAUUGGUCUCCAACCUCCUGACUUUUUUCCCUCUGUUUAAUGGAAGCUGUGGCUUGAGUGUUUUAGAAAUGCCAGAAAAUAUCCCCUUAAUAUGAUGUUUAGAACCCAUCUGUCUUGUAUAGGUUUCUCUCUGACUUAACAGAAUUUAAGCAGGCCGACCUCUACUCCUCCAGGCUGGGAGAGUAGACCAUCAUAACUAUUGCUAGUCCUCUGGAUAUGUUACCUCUGGCAGAAUGGCUUCCUUUCCAAGGCUUAGGAUCUCCCAUAUUCUGUGCCUGGCCGGUAGGCUCUGUUAUCUCGAAAGGAAGGUACCUCUGUAUAGCUUCUAUCCCUGAAGGAUCUCUUAGGCCUAUGGUCCUGCGGCAAAAAUGCUUCUUAAGAUCCUCUUCAAUGUCCUCUAUACAUAGUUUGAGAGCACGAGAGACAAAAGCAAGGACUUUAGCUGGAUAAAGCAUGAUGCCUGUUGCAACAUAAGCUUUAGCCAUGUCCAGGUCCAUUCUAGAGUCCAUAGACUCUCUCAGAGAACCAGACUUCUUAACUGUCAAAGUAGUACGCUUAGCCAAUCUUACUAUAGCUGCAUCUACCUUGGGAGCAGAAACCCACGUGAGCUCUUUAAUUGUCUCGUGUAACGGAAAUGUCUCUCUUCCUUCUGAUAUCCAAGUAGAAUUUGCUUGAUGAAGGUUCAUCUUAAACGGAUUGCUUCAAGUUUAGGGAUCUGCGCACUCUGGAGGUGAGGUGAUCCACACUGGACGGAUCUAGUGAGUCAGGAGAGGGCUGCAUUUCUUCCCCUGAAGGAAAAAGCCUCUUGAAGACAUUCCACUUCCACAUCAUAAUCACAGGAAUCGUUCUUUGACCAAACAGGAUCUAGGCCUUUUGUGUCACUUACUACCCGGGGACACUGCUCCAUGAUGUCAGGAGUAGGUUUGGAAAGAUCUGAUGCUGCUUACAUGCACUCAGCGCUGAGGCGCUUUGAAGUUGCACAAUUCACAUAGAUUUUUUCCCCCAUUGAGCUACACCAAAUGGAAAAUCGGAGUAUACUGCUUUUUUUGUUUAUAAACAUAAAAGAGGAAAAAUCACGGAUUUGGCACUGUAAAAAAACUGUGACAUCGUAAAUUAUGUUGACGCAAGAUGGCCACCAUUUACUUGCUGCGCAUGCAGACCCAUUGACUUUUGCACAUGUGCACCGCGUCAUACGCCCUCUGUUCUCUCUGUACGUGUGCAGUAAUGCAGACGAUGGAAAUGAACAGACGACAUUUAGACUUCCACGUGUAAUUUUGCUCUGAAUUCGACUGGAUCAAAAAAAGUUACACCCAAAAAACGGCAAAUGGAAUCGGUGUGGGGGGGAGAAUGAGAAAUGAAGGGGGGAAAAGGGAGGCAAAUACAUAAAGGAUGGAUUAUAGGCACCACUAGACACCAGGAACGUUCAUACAAAAAAGAUAAGUCCUGCGCUCACUCCCAUCAUUACUGGGCCGGGAGCAAUGACUACAGUACACAUCAGCCCUAAUAUAUAGUAAAAACCAAAGAAAAUAAAGUUACCUGCGCUCUCUCCUUAAUCCCUAUGUAUAUUUAGACAAAUGGAGGUCAUUUAGUUGCUCCAAUGGCCAUUGGAGGGAAUUGUCACAUAUUCAUCCGCUUAUAGAAAUGUGGUUAAUGACAUUUACUGUCCACACAGGAAAAGUUGUGCCGAGCAGCAACCUAAUCCACAGAAGGGUUAAUGCUGAGCAGUAAUUGUGCAAAUGAAACCUGGUGUCAUGUAUUCAUCCGCUUAGAGAAAAGUGAUUAAUGACAUUUACUGUCCACACAGGAAAAGUUGUGCCGAGCAGCAACCUAAUCCACAGAAGGGUUAAUGCUGAGCAGCAAUUAUGCAAAUGAAACCUGAAAGGCCGGUUACAGCCUAUCAGAACUAAAGGAGGGGUAUUUAGGCCCAGUUCUCAGCCUGCUCAGUGCCCUGUCGUGGUUUCCCUUGUGGUUGUCUGAGAGCGCGUUCCUGUUUAUAGUUUUCUACCUGGUUUUUGACUUUGGCUUUGUUUAUUGACUUCUCUAUAUUCUGGUAUCCUGACUCCUGGCUUUCCUCAUCGCUGUGUCCCUUUCUGUGUUCUCUGACCUCGGCUAGUAUUUUUGACUAUUCUUUGUACGUUAAAUCCGGCCAUUCUAAGGACCGGUAAUACGUUACUUAUUUGUCAUCCGUGCUGUACAGUUCUACGUGCUGGAUCAAACAGUAAUCCUGACAUUACGACAUGGCCAUAGAUCCUGUAGAACUGUGUCAGCACAUAGCUGCUUGCGAGAGGAAAUUAGAGGAGAAUGAUCACCGCAUGGAUCAAUUCACUCAGGCUUUAAGUACGCUUCUCGCUAGAACGGAGCAUCUGCAGCCUGCAGCGUCUCCUCCUAUAGCACCUCUACCCUGUGUACCUCCACCCACUGUUAAUAGGACUCCUUGCAUCUCCUUAUCACCAUCCCUACAGUUUGAUGGCAAUAUCCAGGAAUGCAGGGGUUUUCUUAAUCAGGUGGAGUACCAUUUUGAGGCCUCACCAGGGUCAUUCCCCACGGACAGAGCAAGAAUUGGUUAUCUAAUGAAUCAAUUAAAGGGCAAGGCCCUUGCCUGGGCUAAUCCGUUGUGGGAGAGUAAUCGGAGCAUAGCUCAUAAUUACCAGGAAUUCCUUGCCGAAUUCAAGCUCACGUUUGAGCCAUUGGGUAGAGAGGAUGACGCCUCCACUGCCCUAAUGCACAUCAGACAAGGUAACCGGUCUAUCUCGGAUUAUGCUAUUGAAUUCCGUACCUUAGCUUCCGAGGUAGACUGGACUAACAAUGGGUUAAUCUCAGCAUUCAAAAAGGGUCUCUCAGAGACUAUACUAGAUGAGAUAGCCGCUAAAGAAUUACCUAAGAGUCUUAACGAAUUUAUUACGUUUGUCAUGCAUAUUGAUAAUAGGUUAAGACUCAGAGAAGUCACCAGAAGCAAGACCAGACGUACGGCUAUGUCCCUAGCACCUCAAUUCUCUAAACCUGUUUUGUCUAACCUCCCUGUACAGUCCGAACCCGAACCUAUGCAGUUGGGGGUCACUAGACUGUCAGAGGCCGAAAAACAGUAUAGGAGAAGGGAGGGGUUAUGCCUAUAUUGCGGUAGAAAGGGACAUAUGAUAACUAAUUGUCCAGUGCGUCCGGAAAACUUCCGCACCUAAGAACCUUAAGGGGACAGAUCUUAGGUGUGAUGGAGUUGUCCUCUAACAAAAACAAAAGUAGAUUCCUCCUUGAGGUAUCUAUUUCCCUUGAUAACAAGAAGUUUUCUUGCAGUGCCCUAAUGGUGCUGCUGGAAAUUUUAUUGAUGUCCAGUUUAUUAGGGGUAAUGAGAUACCGGUCAGGGAGAGACCUACGCCGCUAGCUGUAGAGGCUAUUGAUGGUAGACCACUCACACAACCGCUUAUAACCCACGAAACUGUCCCUAUUACGAUCUCCAUUGGGGCCUCCCAUAGGGAGGAGAUGACGUUUCAGGUUAUUACUUCUCCAUCAUGUCCUAUCAUAUUAGGGUUUCCGUGGCUGAGUAAGCACAAUCCCUAUAUUGACUGGGCUAAUGGGGAGAUAUUAGAAUGGGGUAAAGAGUGUAUGGGGAGAUGUAUAAAACCAGUACUAAAGAGAUUGGAUACAAUUGACCUUCCCACUACCACUCCCCAAACUCCUGGAGUUCCCAUACAAUACCGAGAACUUCAGGAGGUGUUUAACAAGGCUCAAUCCGAUGUAUUGCCUCCCCACAGAGCAUAUGACUGUGCCAUUAACCUGUUUCCAGGCGCUAUGCCACCUAAGGGGGCAGUUUAUGCCUUAUCUCCCCAGGAGAGUAAAAUAAUGGAGGAAUACAUCAAAGAAUCCUUGAGCAAAGGGCACAUAAGAAAGUCAUCCUCACCAGCUGGUGCAGGAUUCUUUUUUGUUGAGAAAAAGGGUGGUGAGUUACGCCCUUGCAUAGACUACAGGGCACUUAAUAAAAUCACUGUAAAAAAUGCAUACCCUAUUCCACUCAUUUCCGAAUUGUUCGAUAGACUUCAGGGAGCUAAAGUAUUUACUAAGCUUGACCUUAGGAGCGCUUACAAUUUGGUUAGAAUUAAAGAGAAUCAUGAGUGGAAGACGGCAUUUAAUACCCGUAGUGGACACUAUGAAUAUCUGGUAAUGCCAUUUGGGUUAUGCAACGCCCCGGCCGUAUUCCAAGACUUUAUAAAUGAUGUACUCAGGGAAUUCAUUUACUCAUUUGUCUUGGUUUAUUUGGACGAUAUUUUGGUGUAUUCCCCUGAUCUUCAAACUCACCACUCCCAUGUGAAACAGGUUCUGCAGACGUUGUUGAAAAAUAAACUUUAUUGUAAAUUAGAAAAGUGCAUAUUUGACCAGCCUGAAGUCCACUUUUUGGGUUACAACAUCUCUGCAUCGGGAUUUCAAAUGGAUCCUAAAAAACUAGAGGCUGUACUACACUGGCCAUUACCCUCUGGUUUAAAAGCCAUUCAAAGGUUUAUUGGUUUUGCCAACUAUUACAGAAGAUUCAUCAAGGGAUUUUCUUCUGUAAUAGCCCCAAUCACAAAUAUGACUCGCAAAGGGGUUAGUAGCACGGUAUGGUCCAAAGAGGCUGUGAAUGCUUUUGAGACUCUUAAACAAAGAUUUGCCUCUGCGGACAUACUAAAACAUCCUGACACCAGUAAACCUUUUAUUUUGGAGGUUGAUGCAUCCGAGACAGGGGUAGGGGCUGUUCUCUCUCAGAGAGAAAGCCAGGGAACACCAUUGCAUCCUUGUGGCUACUUCUCCAGAAAGAUGUCUCCUGCUGAGCGCAACUAUGAUAUUGGCAAUAGAGAACUGUUGGCCAUUAUUCUUGCCCUCAAGGAGUGGCGACAUCUUUUGGAGGGUUCCAAGGACCCCCUGUUGAUCAUAACCGACCACAAAAAUCUGGCAUAUAUAGGGGAUGCCAAACGUUUGUCUUCCAGACAGGCUAGAUGGUCACUGUUCCUUUCACGUUUUAACUUUCUCAUUACUUAUAGACCUGGUUCUAAAAAUACCAAGGCUGAUGCCUUGUCCAGGCAAUUUGAUAAUGAGUCAGCUCCGGAACAGAUGACAUCUCCUAUUAUUCCACCAGAGUGUAUUAUUGCUACUACUGUCCUCUCACUGUCUUCUCCACUGCUUGGCACCAUACUGGAGGCCCAGCCUCAGGCGCCCAGUGGUAAACCGUGUGAUAAACUGUUCGUUCACCUAUGUGAAAGGGUUAAUAUCAUGAAAGUGUUCCAUGACAAUAUAACUGCUGGACACCCGGCAUCAAUAAGUCCACUGCCGCGAUCACUAGAUCAUUUUGGUGGGAUUCACUCAGGAAAGAUGUAAAGGAGUAUGUGCAGGCAUGUUCUGUGUGUGCAGUUUCUAAGGUGACUCAUGCACUUCCUUGUGGCCUGUUGCAGCCUCUUCCUGUUCCUGAGAUUCCAUGGUCCCACCUAUCCAUGGACUUUAUUGUUGAGCUUCCUAGCUCUGCUGGGUUCACUACUAUUCUCAUGGUUGUAGACCGAUUUUCUAAGAUGGCUCACUUCAUUCCUCUCAAGAAGUUGCCAUCUUCGCAAGAUUUGGUCCUAAUUUUCAUACGUGAAAUUGUCCGUUUGCAUGGCAUCCCCCACAAUAUUGUGUCUGAUAGGGGCUCUCAGUUUGUGUCCAGGUUCUGGAGGGCGUUCAGUAAACAAUUGGGGAUUGAUCUCUCCUUCUCCUCCUCCUACCAUCCACAGACCAAUGGUACAGCUGAGAGGGCUAACCAGUCAUUAGAAGUUUAUUUGCUUUGUUUUAUUAAUAGCACACAAGACAAUUGGUCCGAACUACUCCCGUGGGCCGAGUUCGCUAGAAACAAUGCUGUUCAUGACUCCUCUGGGCACAGUCUAUUUUUUUUGUCAAUAAUGGUAGGCAUCCUACGGUUCUCCCUGCGGUAUUUUCUGAUACUGCCGUUCCUGCUCUGGAUGAGCGUCUGGCCUCCAUUCGGGAUACCUGGGUUAAGGUUCAAACUGCUCUAGGGGCUGCUGCUGAAACAUUCAAACAUUUUGCUGAUAAGCGUAGGAGUGCCAACCCGGUGUACCAAGUGGGGUACCGGGUUUGGUUGUCAUCUCGCAACAUCAAGCUUAAGGUCCCUAGCAUGAAGUUUGCCCCCAGAUUCCUUGGUCCCUAUAGAGUGCUUCGUAGGAUCAAUCCAGUGUCUUACUCUCUGGCUCUUCCUGCAUCUUUAGGGAUUUCCAACACUUUUCAUGUGUCCUUACUCAAACCUCUUGUCUGCAAUAGAUAUACUGUUCCUUGUGUUCCUCCCCCUCCGGUGGUGGUGGGUGGUCAGGAAGAGUAUGAGGUAUCUUCUAUCGUGGAUUCUAGGUUUUCUCGGGGCACUUUACAGUACUUGGUUGUUUGGAAAGGUUACGGUCCUGCUGAUCGUUCUUGGGUUUCGGCUCCUGACCUGCAUGCGGGCCGUAAGAUCCGCGCUUUUCACGCUAAAUUUCCUCUCAAGCCUGGUCCUGUCCGCCCGGUGGGCGUUCUUCAGGUGGGGGGUAAUGUCACGUAUUCAUCAGCUUAUAGAAAUGUGGUUAAUGACAUUUACUGUCCACACAGGAAAAGUUGUGCCGAGCAGCAACCUAAUCCACAGAAGGGUUAAUGCUGAGCAGUAAUUGUGCAAAUGAAACCUGGUGUCAUGUAUUCAUCCGCUUAGAGAAAAGUGAUUAAUGACAUUUACUGUCCACACAGGAAAAGUUGUGCCGAGCAGCAACCUAAUCCACAGAAGGGUUAAUGCUGAGCAGCAAUUAUGCAAAUGAAACCUGGUAACUGACUUUGGGGUCAAAGGCCGGUUACAGCCUAUCAGAACUAAAGGAGGGGUAUUUAGGCCCAGUUCUCAGCCUGCUCAGUGCCCUGUCGUGGUUUCCCUUGUGGUUGUCUGAGAGCGCGUUCCUGUUUAUAGUUUUCUACCUGGUUUUUUACUUUGGCUUUGUUUAUUGACUUCUCUAUAUUCUGGUAUCCUGACUCCUGGCUUUCCUCAUCGCUGUGUCCCUUUCUGUGUUCCCUGACCUCGGCUAGUAUUUUUGACUAUUCUUUGUACGUUAAAUCCGGCCAUUCUAAGGACUGGUAAUACGUUACUUAUUUGUCAUCCGUGCUGUGCAGUUCUACGUGCUGGAUCAAACAGUAAUCCUGACAGGAAUGCCCGCCUGCCGACGUCAAGGAAGACCCCCCCUAAAGCUGGUCCUACACUGACCCUUCAUCCUGCUUCCUUGAGCUUCAUUAGAGAUAUCUUUGCCAGAAGCUCAUAAUCCUUUGCUAUACCAAACUAAAAAGGAAGUAAUUAUCUUUUUUAUUGUUUAUAUGCACUGCACCUGGGUGGUCCAAAUCUCUAUUUUUGUAUUAUAUUUGAAAACACAAUGUAUUAAUAGUUUAAUACAUCCAUGUAGCUGACACUGCCAAUACACCGUGACAAGUACAGAUGCUGUUUAAAUAGCACCCUCAUUUUCACUUCUCAUUCUGUCAUUGUGCAAUGGUUCUGUACAUUGCAGUAGUAUCCAUGCAACUGAGAAACAUAGGGAGUUUAGCUACACACAGCCAGUCUGUUCUAAAUGCACACAAUGCAUAAGGUGAAUUUUCUGAUCCAACCUAUUCCAACCGGGCCUUUAGUGAAGAACUAUAAAUUGUGUGGUUCCUUAUCAUCUGAGACAUUUCAGGGUUAUAAACUAAAAUUAGAAUUCAGAGUGAAUAUAGUGUAAAAUAAUAAAUCUUCAUGUUGGCUAUGCUUCGUUCUGCUACUCUGGUUUUAGUUGUAUAAACUUAUAUGUAUAUAAGUCCACCAAUUGUACAGAACUGUGGAAUUUGUUGGUGCUUUAUAAAUAAUACACUAUUUCUGCAGUGUUGUGAACAGCAGAAUACAUAAAAAGUGUCUUUGUUACCUUAUAGGGUCUUACAUAUUUUGCAUGCAUGAAUGCAUAACACAGACCACAAGAACAAAACCAAGUCACACAGUCUGCUGUAAUCGGCCUGAUGCCCAUAGGCACAAUUUGAUGGAGGAAACUUGGCCUUUUUUGUCAAAUUUUGCAACUUUGGUUUUAUUAUUAAACAGAAUAUUCAUUGCUUUAUCUUUUGUGUCUUAAAUGAUUUGGAAUUUCAGUGAAAAUUUGAGUGGUCAAUGUGAUUCUAUCGAUAAAAUGCAAAAUGUUUGGUAAGGUAACCUUUAAGCUCUGUUUUCUGCAAUAUGAGGAAGGUUUGGCCAGGCAGCAGGUGCAACUUCAGGGCUAACCGGUGCCAAACACUUUAAAUCCUGAAGAUAAGACUGACUCCAGCCCUCAUAACAACUUCAAUUAUCUUGCAUUAAAAUUGGGAAGCACCUUUCUCUUGCUUGACUUGAAGGCAUUCUGCACCACCUUAUAUCUUUUGUAGCUUAAUUUAUCCUGCCUAUAGAUCUUGUAUCAUGUACUUAAUAUCUGCAUAUUUCAUCCCACCUCUAUAAAUUGUCCUAUUUACUUAUUACUUUUCUUACCAACUCUGUUUUUCCUCUUUAGGUCCACAGAGGGAUGCCACAACUGCUCGUGAGUUCAUACUAAAAAUGUUUGUGGACCUGAAUCCCGACAGUGACAAGAUAAUCUACUCACACUUCACGUGUGCCACAGACACGGAGAACAUCCGCUUUGUAUUCGCUGCUGUUAAAGAUACCAUUUUACAGCUUAAUCUGAAAGAGUACAACCUGGUGUGACAAGGCUGGCCCAAAUUUUCUCCUUGAUCUCCUCACCUGAGUGGUGUGAUUUUCUUUUUCAUAAUGUUUUUAGUUUACUUGCAUCUGUGCCCCACAAACAACUUGAAGAGGGGGCUAAGGUUUGCAUUUGUCUUUUUUGUUUUGUUUUAUCUUUAUUUCUUGUUUUUGUUUUACUCCCCUGGCCAAAUGUUGAAAUAUGGCACGGUGCUGCUAGCCUGCCUUGGAGACACGUUGUUAAACACGAGUGUCUCUUUAAGUAGCUUUUUCAAGAAUAUUUUUUAAUUCAUUAUUGCAGUGAGAUGAAGUGGAGAAGCAGAGUCAAUAGAGGCUAGGCUGGUGGCUCAUGGUCUACCACUUUUUGUGCUCUCUCCUUUUUUUUUUUUUUUUAAUGGCCUUUUUAAAAACACUUGAUUCUGAAGUGUUCUCAUAGGAGUUACACUCCAAAUUGAUUCCACCUUGAUGAUUUUGUUUUAUAUAUAAAUAUAUUUUUAACCUGUGUUGCAUGUUUUAACAGAUUUUAAUAUAAAUGACAGGGCUAAAAAUCUGUUCUUUCUAGGGAUGACAGAAUUGAGUGUAUUGCUUCAGUUUUAGAACCCUUCAUUAUCCAAAACUCCCUUUUAUUCUUUAAAGUAUAUUCUGUGAUGGAUAAACAGCAGAGUGUGACUAAAACACCUAACUUGGCUUGCAUCUAGAUCAAUUGGGUUUUUGUCAUGUUGUACUGGAAAAACUAGCAGCCAGUAGGGUUCAUGCUAUCUUACUGUAUUAAAUCACUGUGUGUCCUUUCACUCUUGGUCAGAAUAUUUACAAUGCACUGUACACAGACUCCCUUCUACCAACUUCUUACUUUUGUAAGUAGCUGUAUUUGCCUUUGUAGCCCAGAAAUAUGGCAGGGUAUCUCUUAAUGGAAUUCAGGAAUACUGUUAGAACAAUUUAGGAGUUUGAUUACAUGCGUCGGGAGAGGCCAAAAGGUAAACUUCCAGCUGUUGUAGAUUACAUUUACUUCUUGACCACCCUGAUAUCUGAGUAGCAUUUAAAGCAAUGAACCAUCACAGAUCUAUUUUACAUUAAUUGUUGUUCUGAAGUGAUGUUUUGACACUAGAAGAGUAGUCUUUCAUGGAAUACACUACAAUUGAUUGGUACUAAUCUGCAUACACUUCCUCUGUUUCUUUAAAGCUCAUUUUGUCCUUAACAUCUACAUGACAGCAUUGAUCAUUUUGCACAAUUAGUUUUGAUGUCCUCCUUUACAAUCAGCACUAUUAUGCUAAGAGAUAUUUGAUUUUGAUCUCUAAAUAUUGUACUAAAGCUUGAUCAACCAGUUCUGUGCCAAGCUGCUGGCAAAUUGUUGCUGGCUUUCCUGGUUGAAAAAGCAUAGAGUAGUAACUUUGCACAGCAGCGACAUCUUUUGUCUAACUUGAGAAUAUUUUCUUGCUUAUGUACUUUGAAAUAGUCCAUUCUUGUAUUUAUUUGUAAUUCUCAAACUAAAAUUGAGCAUUCAGACAACACUUUUGCAAUGGAUUGCAUGAAGCAUAGUAUUUUAAAGGUUCCCUCACAAAGCCUCUCUUUUGCUCAUUACAAAUUAUGUGUCUGUGCUGGUGACACCUGUUUGUCAUGGACAACUUUAUUUAAAGUAUCUUCAUCGAGUGCACAAACAAGUUAAGCCAUCACAGUUUGUUUUAUUUUUCUCCACAUUUCUUAAAUUCUUCUAUCGCCUCACAAACAACCAGUAUUCACAGGUUCUAUCAGUGAUGUAGUUUCUAAUUAUGACUCUAAAGUAAGAGUGAAAAUGAUAUGCUUCCGUCACCCAACUUUCAUAGGAAGGGUGGGUAGGAAGCUUAAGCACUUGCACAAUAUGCCUACAUUACAACAGAAAAGAUCCAAACUACCAUGAAUACCAAUCCAAAUCUGCCUUUCAUAAGUGAGAUUUUGUUUAAUAUAUUUGAAAGCAUAUAUUUUUUUUUUCUUCAAUAACUUCAGUAAGAUCUUCUGUAACUUUCAGACAUUAAUAGGACACAUUUGAUAUAGCUUAAUUCUUAAAUGAACACUCAAAGUUCCACAAACAUUACAGCCCAUUGUAGAGGUUACAGUGCCUGGAGUGCCUUGGCAACACCAAUGUAAGUAGUAAAGGCAUUUGUUAACCCGUGGUCCACUUAGUCCCUCUUCUUGCAGUUGGAAGCUCUAUUCCUAAGCUAAACUUGUUGGUGUGUCUUAGCUCAUAGGCUGAGAGUUAUAAGCUUAUUCUGUCAGCAAAUGAGUUGGCCCUGCACUGCAGAGUUUUUCUCAAAAGAGCUAAGGAAAACUCCUAGCAGGAGCUUUUGGCUCUCACUUUCACUUGCGGAGAGGUAAGGACAAUGCGGUUACCAUAACCACUACAGUGCAUAUUGGCUAUCAUGCUGGAAAUGUUCCUUUUAACAUGCUUUCAUACUGUGUGCUUAAUACUGCAAAACUCCCCAAAAUGUUGCUCUUACAUUAGUUCCAGACAAAUUAUGGGCCUUGCUGUAUCAUUAUUUUAUAUGAAAUCUAAUUUUGGGACCACAAACAAACAGUGGGGAAAAAAAAAAGUUAGAAUCCAUUUCACUUAACAUCAAAAACUGGUUAGUUUGGGGAAACUUUUUAUUUUGGGGUAAUCAAGUUUGUCUAUAUAGAAUUAUUAUAAUAAAAAAAAAAAAUAUAUAUAUAUAUAUAUAUAUAUAUAUAUAUAUAUGAGAUCAUUCACUACAUUCUUCUACACUACAGAGAUCAUUCCCCCCACUGUUUGAAUGUGUGUAGGAUCUUCACUAUAUCUUUAACUGAUCAUUGUGUUUAUCAGGUGAGGUUGCAGAUAUUUUUCAGCUUUGCACAAUACGUAUUGCAUUUUUGUUAAAUUGUAUUAUAAAAUCAUGAUCUGCUAAUAAUAAUUGCUUUAUUAGCUUUUGUUUUCUUUUUCUGAAAAUGAAGUGUUGUGUGAAGAUAUGCCAAUCCUGUACUCCCCUCAUCCAUUUUGGGACAAGAUUGUUUUUGUAGAAUGAGCUUAUUGUAAAAACAGAAACCCCCCCGCCUAACUUCGGUAUUUUGUUUUCUAUUUAUUUCUUAUUAAAUGAUUUGUUGAAAAACAAAUAUUUGAUUUUGAAUAUAUAUAAUUAUGGUAUAUACCUUAUUAAUUUUCAUAACUAUUUAACUGUAUGUGCUCAAUCAUUCCCUUCUCGUAAGAGAACAAGCACAUUAAUUAGCUUGAAUAAAGCACCAGGAUUCCUAGAAACCUUUUUUUUUUUUUUUCUCCCUAGUCUGAUGUUUUGUUUUCUUCAGCCUACAUAAAAUGCUUUCAGUUCUCUACAACUUAAACUUACCAGUUGGGGCUUUGUAUCCAUAAUCUGAAUUCUGAGGUCUCAGAACGUAAAGGUAAAUGGGAUAGCAGCUUUUCAGUCAGAUACAGCCAGAAUCCCCCUCCCCCUCAAUGCCAAUAUAUUUGUAUGGUGUUUAAAUCCCACCUCUGCCUUGAUAGGCUAUUAAGGGACAUCACAAUGGUCUUAUCAAUACAUGUUACUCUUGUUUUGGUGUGGUUUUUUUUUUUUUUUUUUGAGGUUUUUUCUUCCUUUUUAUAUGAUGUAUAUUAUCAAUAUUAUAUAUUUUUAAAUCUGCUUCUAUGUGAUUCUUGUAAAGCAUCCUUUUUCCCCACAUCACCAUUUCAUAUUGCACUGUGUAAAAAUUAAAAGUUAUUAAUGCUUCUUCCAUCCUUUUCUCCUCUGCUUAGUAUUCAGCCAAUCAAGAGUACAGAGUGGAAAGCAUUUAUUAAAUAAAACAAUUAAAAAAGAAGAAAAAAAAAACCAAAACAUACAUAUAAUAUAUAAUUUCUUCCCACUUUGCACUGAUCUACAGUUUAAAUAAUUGCUGAAUUUAUGGAAAACAUUUUAUGUUGCCAGUUUACUGUUGUACCUUGGUUUAGUACAAGUGCCAAAGUAGUUGUAUUCAUAGGCUUUACUUCCCCGUUGUUUUGCAAAUAUAUAUAUAUAUACACACACAUUUCUUUCUGAUUACUUUUUUCUUUUUCAACUUCAUUCCACUAUCCUUAUACAUAUUUCAUAUUGUAAACCGCCAUUAAAUGAAUAUCUAGUCGGUAAACCCACACUAAUUGCGCAAGAAGACUUUAUUCACUAAUUCACUAUGGGUUCGCUCUAUGUACAACAGCUAUGUACAACAGCGUAUUAUCUCAUUGUCUGUGUCCUAGAGAGACCUUGGCGGUUUAUGAAGAAAUCUAACCUAUGCAGGUAGCUGAUUCUUUUGGGUUAGGUAAUAAAUUGUAUUUUAUCAAAUAUAUUUUUGUUGAAUUUCCCCAAAACUAUUAACGUAUUACUCUUAAGUUUCAGCAGAAAUUGUGAGUGUGAAAAUAAUAUUCAAGUAACAUCUUCUUAGAGAAAUGUCAAGGGUGAACAACAUACCCAAUGAUAAAUCGUGUAUAACUGAUUUAUCCUUUUCUAAUACCUGCUUAACUAUGCUCUUAUAAAUGUUAUGGUAUUGUUAUUCACCCAGUUUUAAAUGGUUUAUUUCAGGUGGUUUCUAACAUUUCAUUGCUACUUUUCUUAAAAGGGGUUGGUUUUAUAAAAAAAUAAUCACCUUGACCCCAUUUUUAAGAUUGUCACAAGAUGAGAUAUAUAUAUAUAUAUAUAUAUAUACACACACACACCUUAUUUAGUAUUCUACACAUUAACUGGGACCAAGGCUGUUUCACGAAUAGUAGAAUUUUAUUGAAAUAUUUUUAAAGUUUUUGAAUUGAAUUGCUUUUAUUGGCUUUCCAACCUAGUGUUUCAAAACUGUUCUGUUUCAAAUUUGGGAAAAGCUAGGUGUUCAUUCUUUGUGAAACAAAUGACUCUUUAAAAUGUAAUGAAGUGUGUGUGGUCAUACCAGUCAGUGUUCUAUUAUGCACCUGUCACUAGUAGUAGUCUUGUUUCCAAACUCCCCCUUUAAAUUUUGGAGGCCUGAAAUUAACCAGUUUUGUUGUGGGAGAGUUGCAGAUCAGGGAAGCAGAUCCCUUUUUACUGUUUUCACAUUGUCUACACCCUGAUAUCUGGGCACUGGGUUAAUACUGUGUAUUUGUAUUUUUUUAUUUUUAAAAUUAUUUCUUUUAAAACAAUUGCUUGUACCUCUGUCUUUUUGUGCUGACUUCCCCCUCUGCCUUUAAUACCUAAAUGCACACUGGAAUUUGAUUUUCAUAUCGUGCUCCUCAAAAUAAAUUGUUUGAAAUUGGAAUAAAUUUUGUUCCUUUAAAAUUGG
This is a messenger RNA of Pelobates cultripes (western spadefoot toad), 60564 nucleotides long. The record is from the annotation of a GenBank genome assembly. Lineage: Eukaryota; Metazoa; Chordata; Amphibia; Anura; Pelobatidae.